GCCCUCUCCGGCUUCACCCCAUGCUGACAGCCAGGAUGCCUUGCCCGGAGAUGGGAACUUCCGGUGUCUCUGGUUUCCUGGGCUGCUGGCAUUUAAAUCCUAGAGGAGAGCACUGAUGUGAGGCUGUGGACCACUUUCCUUAAAAUAUCACAGAAUCAGGGGGGAAGCAGCUGUGUGUCUCUCUGUGAAGCAGACAUUGCCCUUACUGCCUGCACUGACUCUGAUAGCAAUAGUAAUAGUAAUAGUUAGCUGGAGGAUACAUUGUAACACAUUCUGUUAACGUUCCAUUUGUCAUUACAGAAAGCAUCCAGCAGCUGAAUAGGGAGGGAAAACAAAAUAACAUUUUAAUUUUGUUUUGUUUUUCUGUUGCUCAUUUUUGCUGUGCACUUUUUAGAUUUCUAUAUCUGUCCUUUUUUUUAAUAGAUCAGGUGUAGCUUAGUAUCUGAGAUAAAACCCAGAUUUGUGCAGUCUGCAGGGACAGGGCUCAUUGGCAGCUGUUUUUUUGUUGUUGUUGUAGACACCAUCACAAUGUUUAGCUGGCUGGGUAAUGAUGAUAGGAAAAAGGAUCCUGAGGUUUUUCAGACAGUCAGUGAAGGUUUGAAGAAAUUGUACAAAACUAAACUUCUCCCCUUGGAAGAUUAUUACAAAUUCCACGAGUUCCACUCCCCAGCCCUGGAAGAUGCUGAUUUUGACAACAAGCCUAUGAUCCUGCUGGUGGGACAGUACUCAACUGGGAAAACCACUUUCAUUAGGUAAGUACCUGGGCAUGGAAUGAGGGUCUGAAAGGACAGUAAGUACACUCUCUAUGUGAGCAUUAACAUUCUUAGAAUGUUCUGUUUCAUGGUUAAAACUGUAAAUAUAUGUAUCAACGUUUUUGAAACAUUUUGUUUUCUGUUUCGUUUGUGUGUGUUUGUUUUUUUAUUUGUAUCAAUUGUUCUGAGAUUUGUUUGAAGAAUUGAUUUGCAAUGUUAUUGUUUUACUGAAUGACUACAUGGCAGUAAGUACAUGUUUGUUUGUUUGGUUUUUUUGGGGGGGAUAGUCUUUGUAUUUUUACAUCUUGUGUAUUUUUGGAAACACAGAGAAGAAAAUGUAUAAAAAUAAAAUCAACAUGGAUUCUAAAGUUAUAUCCAUUUAUCUAAACUUGAUAUGAAUAUGCAUCUCCUCAAUAUUUUGCAGUUGAUAGUGUUACCUUUUCUUGUGGGAUGAUGGGUGUAGUGUAAAUAAUUGAGGUCCAAUUCAUGAAGGUUAUAGAGCAGGACUGGGAAUGACCCCUUUUAUAGACCCUCUAUUCUCAGUCCCUAUAAACCAGCUUGCCCUCCCUAUAAACUGUGCCUGCCCUCAACCACCUCUUUACUCCAUAAUAUUCAUUUUCUAGUGAUGAGGGAUCAAGAAGACCUCAUUUAUAUCAUAGAGCGGGAAAUGGGUCACAAAAGGGAAGAAAACAUGUCCUGGGGUGCAGCAGAGUUGGCAAUCAAAUAGCAAAAUGCAUUUUUCAAAAGAAGAGUAUAUUGAAUGGCCACUGAGGGCCGUGAAUUUCUCAGUCCUGAUGUGGUGUUGAGCCGCCAUGGGGUUUCUAUACAUGUUAUGGAAAUUACGGAAAAUUGGAACCAGAGUGAAAAUUUUAAACCAGAAUAAUCCAUUUGGAAAAACAAUCAACUUGGCUAUUUUUCAAAAGCCUCUGUAUUCACACGUGACAAUGUGACAUGUCCUUGUUUAGUGAAUCCCCCUCAUGAAUACAGAGACAUUUCUGUAAUUGUAAAGCUGACUCUGGCCUUCUGCACACUGUAGUGGUUAUGGUGCCAGGAACUCCCUGGUGUUCCCAGAGCAAGUCACAAAUUGUCUGUGAACAGUCUGACCACUACAUGGGGUCCACCAGCCACCGUUCUUUUUAUUUUUCAUAUAUGACCUUAUUACAAUUACUAUUAUUUGUAUAAUUUGAAUCUGCUGGUUAUGCCAUUACUUUAUUGCAGUUUGUGGGUUUAUUUGUGUAGAAAUACUCUCGACUCAGAAUUAUGAAAAGUUUUGACACACAUACAGUAUGAAUAGACUGUCUAUAAUUGUUACACUAUGGCGCAGAUUAUGUGACUCGGUGGGGAGGCUCACAGUUAAAGACUGACCUUGCCUGGACUUGAUUCACAGUGACUGCAUGCAUGUAUCUAGUAAAGUCUCCCAGCGUUGAUGAGUCAGCUGUAAUAGUACUCCCAUUAGGAAGUCAGAGGAUAUCCCACUAAAUGCAAAGGGAAACAAAGCUGGAGUCGAUAUAAUGGGGGAUAUAUUGCAUGGUAAAUGUCGGUGUUUAUGUAUGUACCUGCCAAGAGCCCCUUAAGGACACAUGACAUGAUUCCCUUUUAUUCCAGAAGUUUGGUCCUUAAGGGGUUAAAAAGGAUUAUUUAUCAAUUGCCUAUUAAGUAUUUCUCUUUUUUUAUCUCAACGGUCUAUUUGGAUUUAAAUAGAUACAAGAAUUGUGGAUAUAAUUUAGUUUAAAGAAACACUCCACCCAAAAACAACUUCAUCUCACUGAAGCUGGCUGGAGUCCCUGGGCGCCGUCUUACCGUAAGGAUAAAUCUCCAGGCGCCCGUCUUCACUGUCUUUUGACUCCUCUGUUUGGCCAUUUAAGAAGCACAAUACGUGCCGGUGGUAGACUGAGGGCGUGCGCUAAGUGCUUUCAGCCAGCGAGCGUGGUUCUGCAUUGCAAUGCGCUAACCGAAUACUUCUGCAGGGGAAAGCCAUAAUGGCACCAGGCUGGUUCUAGUGGCUUUGGUGCUAGAAGUAUGCCUGUAGCACAGUUUUCAAAGUUUUUAUUUAGUUGUGCGAUUUCCAGAAGAGUGACUGUUCUCCUUUAAAACCGCGUGACCUAUCACUUUAAAUAUGAUCAGCAAGUUGAUGUGUAGCUCUGUCAACAGGGUGGCCUGCAGUUAAAUGCCAAGAGGGUGAUCGUCCGCAGCGUCGUUAUUACGCUGAACAAUCUGGCAUUAAGCAAAUUUUCACAAGCAAUAACCGUUAUUUAAUAAAGUGUGCAUUCAAAGUUAAAAAUCGUCAAACUGGCAAAAUUGUCUAACUCAACUGUGAUUCCAGUUCAGAUACUGGGCCUUAAAUGUCAACUUUCACUUUGAAUUCUCACUGUAGAAGAUAACUCUGUAAAUGUUCAAUGUCUAGUAGAACGUUGUUUGGCUAGUGAUGGCAACGUUGGCAUCCCAUGUUUUUGAACAAGUGUGGAGUUCACAGAUUUCUGGGUUUCCAGGAUAGCCAUCACCCAAUACAACGGCGACUAUGGAGGGUUCAGCUACCAGAUCCAGAAAGACCAGUCCCUCACUGUGUGGGUCGGAAGCUCAGAAGGCGCCUUGUAGCUUGUACUACUUGUACUACCAAUGUCUCUCUUAUGACGUAUGUCUUUAUAACUCUACUUCAUAUAGCAGUUAGACAUGACUGUUUUACUCUCGAUGUUGAAUUUACACAAAAAGUGCACAUCUCUCUCAAGUUGACCUGUUUUAUCACUGCAAUUUAUAUACAUUGACUAUCAUUAUGUUGAUGCAAGCUUGUAUUCUUAAGCACUACAAAAAGAAAGAAUUAUAAAAAAAAAAAAAAAAGUGCCCCUGCUGCAGAUUGCUGGAAAAUGCAUAGAUCGAAUGUUAUUUUCGGUUUAAAUGUCUGUGGCGCAGGUAAAAAGGUGUAAUACUGAUGGCAGUCUGAUUAAUGUUACAACCCUGAAAAGCAGAUUGUACAGAAAACGGAGUUAAAUGGUGACAUAUUAAGGUGCUUUGGAAUCACAAGGUGUGAAGUUCACUUGUACCACACCUCGUGACCUGAUGGUGUAAAGCCAGAGAAGGGAAACUCCCAUUGUUGUGUUUUUUUUUUGUUUUUUUUUACAUUUGUUUAUUGGUUUAUGAGAUCAAUAUGUCUGCUGUCUUGUAUUGGAUACAUGCAGCCUGCAUUCAGUGUUUUUUAUUUUUUUUAAUUGUGCGGAUGUAAAUAAUGCAUUUAUACUGCUAAAUGGAGCUCAUUAGUUGCCAUUAGAUCCCAUCUCUAACCCUGUUCUCACUCCUGAUUUUUGCACCAGAUAUAAAUCAUAUUGUACUGAAAGCUAGCAGGCAGACAGGAAGAAGAGGCCCGGUGCAUAUAUUUAUUUUAUGAGGCCUUUUUAAAGGUAAUCCUGUCGUUAUGUAUGUUUGCUUGAUUUCAUCAUUUUUAGCAUUAUUGGUUGAAUCACAUUAGCCAAUUUGCUUAACACCUUGUGUUAUAGAAUGAAGGAUGAUGUGAUUGGAUGGAAUAACCCAGCCAAUCACUUAAUUCUUGUAGCAAUAACACUGGGAUAUAAAUCAUCUGAAUUACUGCCGUAAAAAAAAACCAUAUUCAAAACCACCAUCAGGUUGUCAGGAUCUACUUUCAACUCAUGACAAGUAUGUAUUUAUUUUCAAGGAUACAUGUUUAAUUUAGCAGAAUAAUUUAAAUAGUCAAAGGAAUGCUCCAGGAACCAUAACAUUUACAGCACUCUGUAGUGGUUAUGGUGUUGAGUGGUCCAUUUUAACAUGUUUGACAACUUACCUGGGUCACUGGGCGCCUGAGCUACAUCAGCCAUAUCUGGUCUGCCAGCAGCAGAAACCCAAUGUCUCUGUAGAUUACAGCUCUACCAAUGCAGGAUGGUGCCUGCCAUUGAGCUUGGUCCUGCAUUGCUUUAUAGAGCAAUCUGUCUUCUGCCCGAGAGGACCAAAUAUGGACCUGGCAGGUAGCUUGUCAACCCAUGCAACAAUGGUUGGACAUUAUACUGCAUGAAGGCACCGGGGUAUUCUUGGCACCGUAACGGUUACAGAUGCUUUGAGUGUUCCUUUAAAAAUGAAUAGUUUGCAUUGCUAUACCCUCAUAUAUUUGAUGGAACGGUGGAGAAUAAAUGUAACAGUUCGGUAGAGCACAUCGAGCCCUGUUAGGUUCUCACAGCAUUUCAUGGGGAGGUAUAAUUUAUAGUAAUUGAUGCCAGGUGUGAGAAUUGCAAGCAUUAAAUGGUGAGGCCAAGGUGGUAGUAAUUAGUGUCAGGCACUGGGCACCCCUUGGAGUUCAAUAUAAAGGUGGUUCUGCAUAUUUCAGGAGGAUGAUAAAUUCAGUGACAUGCCUCUACAUUUCCAAAAUUAGUUUCACUAUUCUGAGCUCAGUAAAGAGAAUCAAUACAGUUGGUUCCUGCUUCCAUUAAAAAAAAAAAAAGGAAAUAAUAAUCGCUGUAAACUUUUAAACUCCUAACAUACAGCAAUUUUUGUAUCCAAACUGUUUACUGUUAUGUGCCAAAAAAUAUGAGAUCAGGAUCGAGGGCAGGAUGGAACGUGCCACCUGCGAAGAGGCAGCUCCGAUAACAAUAAUAAAAUCUACUUGGGAAUGUUUCCAGGAGAAUCAAAAACUAAACCCAAAUGGGCCGAGAGGUUGUUCAUAAAUUACUCUCAUCAAAUGCUGCUGUUAAAAACAGCCCUGCUUAGGGCAAAAAUAUAAUCAGUAGAAACUGGCGCUUUAGCUGUGCUGCUUGGCAAAGUCUCAUCUAAAGCUUAUAUUAGAAUUCCAGACGCUUUCCUGCCAUAGUUCUAUAAUUAAAUAAACCUAUUCGUUGCACAACCAGUUUAGAACCCCACCCACCGCUAGCAGCAAGAGCAUUCGGAGAUUAGAGACUCUAAGGCACCAUAACCACCACAGUGUAUUGUACAAGUAUCUGUAGUGCUUAUAUUGCAAGGACUUCCUAAAAUUUUGGUCUGUUUUUUGAAUUUGUGGUGGUCAUCCACCCCCAAAAGCCUGCUCCUCCUGUCAUUGUACUCCCCUACUCUGUUAGCACUAUCCCAUACUGAUGAUUAGCUCCUGGGUUGGGAAGUAUAAAUUGUUGUGUUGCGUGCAAACCUAGGUGUUCGCUAAACACAUUAUUGAAAAAUGUACGGGAAAAAUCGCUCAUUUGGAAAAAAAAAAUUACUUCAAACCAACUUUAGUCACAGCUUGGCUAUAUUGGUAUUAUGCUGGAAAUCCGGUUUAAUACAUGUCCAGUUGUCUGGGGUGGAGAUCAUUGGGGGGGGGGGGGCUGUGUGUGUGUGUAUGUGUGUGUAUAUAUAUAUGUAUGUAUGUAUGUAUGUAUAAUUGUUUUUUUUUUUUUUUUCAUCUGUUACAACUCUGGUCUGUAAUUGCUUUUAUGAAUAACUGUUUGGCGUGAGUUAUUCGAUGGAGGUGUAACUCUUGUUUUAUGUGUGAAGUUUAUACAUAAAGUGUAACUGGAUUCCAUCAUUGAGGUGCUAAAUGGAAAGCAAUUUGCAAAAAUCUAUUUUAUGUAACUGUAAUGUACGCUGCAUUCAUCCCUACCCCUCCGAAUCUGUAAUGUCUAGACUCAAGCUUUGGUGUAAAAUCUGUAUCUCUUGGUGAUAAUUAAUGGAAUAGAAAUGAUUAAAAAUAAAUGUUUUUAAAUUCUCAACAUAAUGCUUGCUUCUGCCAUCCCUUAAUGACCGGUUUAGGAAAAUACAAUUAUGUAAUUCUGCCUGUGCUGGUUAGUGUUUACUUGUUCAGCUGGCUUCCUGACUUAACAGCAUCCUUAAAGAGAUAUUUUGAACACCUUAAACACUGCAGCUUAUUGUAAUAGUUAUGGUGCAAAAAUACUUUUUUGAUGCAAUUCCUAAAAGUUUUGUCAAAACAUUUUAAAGCAAAAUGACAACUGUUGAAAGUUUCCCUGGUUUCCAUAGCCAACCCCCCUCUGCCCCUGAGGGUGUAGAGAAUCUGACUUCAAUCAUUUUUGCAGUGCCGAAAGCGUUGCCUGCAAUUUGGCGUGACCAACCAGUACAAAUCCUGUGGCUAGAAAAUGCAGAAGAGAAACUUUCUCAUUACCAAGUUAGUGGCAAUUUGACAAAGAAAAUAGGAUGGGAGGAAACCUUGCAUAAUGACACCCUAACUAUUACAAUAAAAUACAUUGGAUUUGGUGCUUGGAGUGUCCCUUUAAAUGCAAUAUGUAUUGAGUGUUUCUCACUAAAGUAGCCAUCAAGCACUAUUUAGCACUUGGGACUCAAACUAUCAUGUGUACUAAUUUAAAGUGGAACUGUCACCACCUGGGCACUUUGCAAAUUAUACAAAGACCCCAGACAAUGACAUCGCUGCUGGGGGUCCGGUUGCCUCGCGGCGCCACCAUCCUCUUCUGCUCCUGACACUUCAUGCGCAAGAGCACAGCAUCAAGAUUUGUGGAGAGUCCUGCUUUACCGCGGGAUCCUCCAUAGAUGUAGCUGAUUUACCGUCGGGGUGGUAUUGACACUUGUUGAUGGUGUGGUAGCUCUGCCCAGUGUCUGGAAGGGUCAGGCGUAGAAAUAAAUUCUACUUUGCUUUUUGUCUGGGUUUUUUUUUUUUUUUUCAGGGCAAGGUCCUCUGCUUAUAGAUUUGAAACCAAAACCAAUUUCUGAUCUCUAUUAUCCUAUCUGUUUAAAGGGACAAAACAAGUACUCCAUUUACAUCUGCUUAUUGUGCAGGUUACUUGCAAAGAAGUUGCCUUGUCCCCCAUCUUCCCCAUAUUUUGUGACCAUAAUUUGUACUGUCUACAUCCUCUCUAUGGAAAUCCUGUGCUACAGCUUUAAAUAGUUGCUUCUGGGAGAUAUACUUACACACAAUACACAUUUUACAAAGAGUUUUUCACUAAAACCUAUUCCCUGGCACAUGUUCUCUAUUAAUCCAUUAUCUUUGUCUCUAGAUAUCUCCUGGAACAAGACUUCCCUGGCAUGAGGAUUGGCCCAGAACCCACCACAGAUUCCUUCAUUGCGGUGAUGCAGGGUGAUGUGGAGGGGGUUGUCCCAGGCAAUGCACUCGUGGUGGAUCCCAAAAAACCUUUUAGAAAACUGAAUGCUUUUGGAAACGCCUUCUUAAACAGGUCAGUGUGACGUUAGACUCAGGAUGUUAUGAUUCUAGCUUUAUUUAAGGGCUCCUGGAAUGGGCAUCAGCUGGCAGGAAGGAAAACUCAGCGUUUAUGGUAAAUGCCGAAUGACCGUAGACUCUGUCCCCUGCCUGCCUAAUUAUGGUUAUGGUUGGCAGUCUUUCUUUGUUUUAUAUGAUCUAUUCUCAUUAACUGUAUACUCCACAGACCUGUAUUAAGGGGCAUAAUACCACUGAACAUGUUAAAUGGCCAAUAAGGGAAACGUUUGGUUAAGGGGCGCAUUGUGGGUUGCACUGACAUGGACGGUUUUAGCUAGUGAUGAUUUAUGUAACUGAAAAGGUAAUUUAAAAAAAAAAGAAGAUAAUUUACACCAACUUCUUUCUAAUAACAUUUACCAAAAUGUCCAUUGUGAGCGCAAAGGAAAAGAGGAAUAGAAGGGUAAAAAAGUGACAGAGGGGCCUGGGUCCCAAAGAAUGACUAUUCUUCCUGUGUAGGGAAACUUGGGAGUUAUUGAGGGGUUAAAAAGGGGAAUGGGAUGCUCCAAUGGGAACUGCCUGGUGUUCUAGAACCGUUCAUGAUUUCCACGUAGAUCAUAGGCUGAGGGUUUUUUUUAUUUUAUUUUUUAUUUUGUCAGAUCAAGGAUUUCUGUGAAUAAUUAAUUAUAAGAUGUUGGCCAUUAUUAGAUGUUAGAUGUUUAACAUUCAUAGGUGUAGACUUUCCUUUUUAACCACUUUUGUUUUCAGAAUAUGGUGUCUGAAUCACGGUUAUUUACUAAAGUGAGAAUUGUCUUGAAUUUAAGAUUGGCUGAAUUGGAAAAAUCCUUGAAAUCAACUAUUAUUCCAAUUCAGCUAUUCUAGUCUAAAAUGUGAAAUUCAGGGUGCAAGAGAAUACUGAGAACGGACACCUCAAGCAGCUUGCCCUUCGGUGGGUCCCGGUCAGGUCUUAAGCUGGUUUUAGCUCCUCUUGUGAGAUCCUGAACCCUUUGCAUAUCAGACUUAUUCUUCCCAAAAGGCGUUCCCUAUGUGAAAUGCAGGCUGGCUCUUGCUGCACGAGGGCACAGUAACCCCAGACGAUAGUUUCAGUCUUGUUCGGCUUCGUCAGGGAGGUAUAGCCAAUACUCCUUCAGGCACCGUGAGGAAGAGGUCCACGUCUGGAUCACCCUUUUAUCUUACUGCUCUUUUGGGUGGGAUCCAUCUUCUACGCAAAGGGUUUAGGUUCUCUCUGUAAUAGCACAAGAUGAGCCUAAACCAGCUUGAGAUCUGAGCAGGGACCCACCGAAGGGUCAGGUAAUAAAGCUUUUGUCUGUUCUCAGGGUAUUCUCUUGCACACGGUCUUUUUGCUCUCCCAAACUUUAUAUCAUAUAGUAAAUAGCCUUGCAUGCCAAACAACUUUCCUAUUUUUGGAAGGAUAGUGCUGAUUUCUGGGUCCUGUCUCUCCGUCCUAACUUUGAUCUAUGAUGUCCCCAAAAAGCAAUGUGCAAAUGCAUCAUUAGAAGCUUUUGUGUUUUGCUCAGGGUAGAAGGACCUUGCAGAGAUCACUGAACCAGUGUCUCCUGCUUGUUCCACCCUUGGUGGGUUGGCCUGUUUCUUCUGUUCUCUUGUCAGUACCUACGAUCGCUUUUGUUUUUUGAAAACUUACGACAAUGGUAUUUGAAGUGUAUACAUUUGUGCACUGCGUGCAUUAAUUUGCUUCAUUCUAUCUGUUUUUAAUAUUUGAAAAUUCUUUACAGCAAAACAUACCAGGUCAUACCCCCGAACAAAGGAAGUGGGUCAGUGACACAAAUAGCGUUACUGGAACCACUUAGAGGAGGAAUUAUCCCACCCACUGGCACCAUGCUUUAUGGGAUGCCGAUGUUGGUGGCAUGACCCUGUAUGUUUCGCUAGAAAGAAUUCUCAAAAGUUAGAAAACAAACUACAUGAAUUCAUGUAUAUAAUGCACAAAUACUUACAACUGAAAUAUUACUGUCUUGUGUUUUCUCAAAAAACACUGUAGGUACAGACAAUCCGAACUGACACUAUAAAUAUAGUGCGGUAUGAAUAAUGUUAUCAGGCUAGAUCUGUUGAUGAGCUUAACUGCACACUGACUCUCCUGACUUGGACUAUAGGCAGUGGUAAUCCUAUUUUUUUUAAUUUUAUUUAUUUUUUUGCCUUUAACUGGUUUCCAAAUAUAGAUCUACAUGCUGGACAAAAACACAAUGAUAGUAAAUAGAAUAAAACACAUUUGAUAAAAUGCUUUUUGGCAAGCAUUCUUAAUAUGUCAGCCUGGUUACUAUUACGGUCUUUAGCAACAUGGUAUUCACAUGCUACCCUGUACAAGGUAUGGGCAGGCCCUCUUAGGAUUCCCAGGCAGCCAUGCCAUGAGCAGUGUACUUCACAGUAGCUGGAUGGCAGCAUCUUUGUGGACCAAGUAGGCAGUAUUUUUAUUUAAACUUUUACUGAAAAUUAGGAUUCCACAAAAUUAAUGAAAACUGUACAGCUACUGAUAGAUGCUGGCUGACAGCCAAUAUGGAAAAAAUGAAAUGUUGAUGAGUGGGAAAAAAUCUAAUGUUUGCCUAUUUGCUAUUUUUUUCAACUAGACUUUCUACAACAUUAACGCUCUGGUAGAGUUUAUACCGCUCACAUGACGUGUUUCUAAGAUCUGGGUCACUGUUCGGACAGGCUGAUGAAAGGUCUCUCUGAGAGGAGAACUGUGGCUAGUUUCUAAUGGCUUAAACUUGUGUUCGAAUCCCGAGAGACAUGUAUUCUGGGAAAACGCUUGCUUCCCCUGGCAACCCUUCUUCAGCGCUGUGACAAUGUAACUUUUCGCACUCUGCUCAUUAUUAAUCGCAGUGAAGUGUGAGGUCAGGGUUAUAGAAAUCUCUGCUGUGGGUUUCCUGGACACAGCCUGGAUACUUGUAACGGAACUGCUAAUUGCACUUUCAUAAAACAUAUUACAGCAGGAUAUACUGCAAGGUAAAUCUAAUAUUAGUAGGAGUUAUUACUCAAUGCCUCUUAUAUAGGGGAAUAUUCACUAAACUGUGAAACUCACAGCCACGUUAACCCAAACUGUCUGCUUUGUUCAACUGUUUCCAAGUCCACCUCAAAACUUCUCUUCUUAAAGAGCCCCACAAUUCAUUUAAUAAACUCCUUAAAGUGCUAUAAUUAUCUGGAAAAAAAACGACCCUGCUUGUAUCUUCCAUUUCCACCUGCCAUGCUAGUCUUCCACAACCUCAUAUAUCUGCCUUGGGAUCCUCCCCUCCACCCCCAUCUGUUAACCCUUUACUUUGUAUGUGUGCUGAUGGGAAUCUGGAAAAGGAGUGUUUGCGUUUUUUUUUAUUUUUUUUUUUACAUUUUGGCACGGCCUGCCAGUUCCCCUCGAAGGUCCUCUCCCCUUCUAAACAGCAGCCAUUGGUGUAAUGUUUUAGAAAUGUAAUCAGUUCCUUUUGUUAGUAAUAUGUUCCACAAGCAAUGCUUCUGUGAGAACAAUAGGAUAUUUGCAGAGUACUUAUUUAACACGGUUCUCAUCCGGUAUGCUGGAGACAGCUUUAGUUACAAUUCAAACAUUAAUCCUAACAUUCCGCACGUAUUUGUUAUAACUAUGCUGAGACUAAUAACUUGUGAUUGACAAGAACGUUGAUUUAAAGGGACUCGAUCAUUUACAAAAUGUGGAUAUACCUUCCAGUAGGUAGAUUUAUAUUCAAUACACGCAGGCGAUCAGUUUACAUGCAAUCUACAUAUACGUACUUACCGAAUGUAAAGAAUCCUGCAAUGUCUGGUACACACAUCAACGUACAUUCAUUACCAGCAUCUGCCCUUCUAUUUUAUACAUGACCUAUAUACUGGUGCAUUAUAUAAAAUAAUUCAUUUUAAAUUAUCUGCUCUACAGAAUGGGACAUUGUAAUGUGUCCUGGCAGUCUUCAGUUGCAAUGAAGUAUUUGGUCUAGCAGAAGGAUAGCUCCGCAGUAUCCUCUCUAAACUGAUUUAGUGCAUUGCUCUUGGGUCAGAAUACAGAGGAUUUAGGGGUGAGGUGUGGUUGUAAUCAGAAAUUCCUUACACCCAGCCAGUAACUGGUCAUUUACACAUUUCAACCUAUUUUAGUAGCACAAUCAAUUGAUGCACAUUUGUAUCUAAUGUGCUGUUUAGAGAUCUGUUUUUUUUUUUGUUUUUUGUUUUUUUUAAAUGGGCAUUAAAUGUACAAUUUCUUCCAGUUAUGCUUUUCAUUUCAUGUCUUUUCGUUCUCUGUUUGCAGGUUCGUCUGUGCACAGCUACCAAAUCCUGUACUCGAGAGUAUCAGCGUGAUUGACACUCCUGGGAUACUUUCUGGGGAGAAACAGAGGAUAAGUCGAGGUAGGAUUGUGUUUUGGCAUUUAUAAGCCCAGCACAUAUCUGCAAUAGCCACCAUGACAUCUCUACGCUUACAAUGUCUGACUGUUAGGAGCUGCAGUCUGAACAGAUAGUCCCAUUACUGAAUCUAUUAUAAAUCUGUAAAUUCUAUUCUAAAACCUGUUAAAUUCCUUCUAGAAGCUGUUCUGAAUUUGGCAAAUUAAUUGAUUAUGACAUCUGACGGAGCACAUAAGGGAUCCUAAAUAAUGUUGUGUGUUUUUUUGUUUUGUUUUUUUUGUUUUGUUUUGUUUUAUGGAAGCUUUAUGGAAUAUACUAAGAUGAUGACCCUUGUUCCAAAAAAAAAAAAAAGCCUGUCUUUUUGUAGUGUGCUAAAUUUGUCAGAUAUAACAGCCGUUCUGGGGAGGCUUGAGUCUCCCAAACCCCGUCUUUCAGAAUGUGUGUGCAGUACGAAGACUAUAAGACCUAUAUUCAAAAGAAGAAAAACUACCACAACGAGAGGACAUAGUCUUAAAUUAGAGGGGCAAAGGUUUAAAAAUAUCAGGAAGUAUUACUUUACUGAGAGGGUAGUGGACGCAUGGAAUAGCCUUCCAGGGACUAAUGAAAGUAUCUAGAAAAUUGGGCAGACUAGAUGGGCCAAAUGGUUCUUAUCUGCCGUCACAUUCUAUGUUUCAGAAUUCUUCCAUAAAGCCUGUAUGGAGGUCUGUCUUGGGUGAGAAGCUAACUAAACAUGACCUAUACUACUUUUUAUUGCAAGAAUUGAUCAAAUCCCUAAAGCACAAAAUCUAAACCUAGACAAUUUGGAUAGUUCUACAUAGAAGCUGUUUGCCAUGCUUCCAUCCUCAUAUUUCUCCACCUACACUGUACAUCUCCAGUACAGUACUACUAACACAUCCGUUAAGUUAUAGACCAUUUUUCAAAGAGCUUUAUAAGGAUAUGUAAAGUAUUUCUGAUGACCGAGCCGCUACAAUCAGUCUGUGACACCUUUAACUUGGAGUAAAAUUUCCGCCAAGAAGUGGGCAAUCUAUAGUGGAAGACUUGAUUUGCCCUCUAUCGUUGAUGCUAUAGGAAUGGCUCCUUGGAGAGGGCAACGUACCAAAACAAACAGUAAUUUUAAACCAACGUUCUAAAAUUGGAGUAAUUACCAGGGGAUAUUUUCACUUCUUAAAAUUAACUCUGUGUAGUUUGGUUUAGCUGAGGUAAUAACCAGGCUUUAAGUGGAGGUAUAUGGUUCAGUGUUGUAACGGACCGUUUCUCUCACAAGGGGAUAAAAUCCGUUUAGGCGAUAAUCCCCUUUCCCAUAGACCAGCAGCUAUUGCAAUCACCAACCUCCCGAACUCCAAACUGUACGAAUCCCCAACUCACGAACAAGAAAUACACGAACUCUGGAAGCAGCCGAACAGGAAAAGCAAUACGAGCUGCUUACACUCCUGGCAGUCAGCACACAAUCCAAUUCCCCCAAUAACGAGACGACACUUCGUUUUGAGGGUUAAGCAGAAUCUCCAGAUUUAUUCACACAACCUCCUUUUAAGACAUUCUCCCAUGCAAGGGAGGGAUCCACAACAAUUAGUACCCCAGCCAAUAAUGUACCAGUGACCUCCCACACAUCUCCUCCCCUUAGUGUGACACAUAAUCCCAUUAGUACAGACACAAAUUCCCUGGGAUACUGGAUGUACCCCUAAACAUAGGAAUACCCCUUUAAAUGUUACAUCCCCUGGUAACCCUGAUCUGGGUGAGACACAUAUCCAAAAAUCACCCAGAUCGGACCAGGGGUUCAGGAAUUAUAAAGGGUUAAAGUUUUGACCGACUGCAUGGCAAAAGUAUCCGAAAAUAGUUCCAUGUACUUUGGCCCUGCAGUCGGUCACAGAAAAGGGAAUGAAUCACACGAAUUGCCUGGGUUAUAGAGCUUGGGGAGGAUUCGUAUGAAUCCCCCUGUUCGUGGGAUCCUUUCUACCGAACGGCGGGCCGUUCGGUAGUUUCUGCACGAAUUGCUGGAAGUCUGGAGGUCUCAGCGGUGUUUGCUUAGUCAGUGUCCGAUUUUAGUUCCAGACACUCGACGGCAAAACACCGCUGUUCGGGAGUUUAAGAUGGCCGCCGCCACGUGUUCGUUUCCCGAAUGGCGGCCACCCAGAGGACACAACACACAUUACACAUAUUGCCAAUUACCCAUUUGCAACAUUGUUGCAAACGGUAAUUGGAGGCACACUUACUCCCGGGUGGUCUGGUUGUUCGGUAGUUUCACCCAAUAUAAUGAAUGAAGUGAUUCUACCGAACAAUCAGGGGAAUGCUGCAUUCACCUAACACUUUAUACCGAACAUAUACUAUUAAAUACAGCCUGAAUGCAAUUUGCUACACAGUCUUAAAAAGGCAUUAUUCCUAACAGGCAGAAUAUGUUCACGGAUGGCCCUUAAAGGGCCAGUAGCAGCAAUAUAAGAAUGUCACAUGCCCAAAUAUUGCAUACAAAAGUACGAAUUCACAAGGGGGCCAUAGUCAGAUGGCAGGAGGCUGGCAACCAGGCUUCUCCAGUGCAUAGUGGCGAGGUUGGUUUCGCCACACUUCUCCCCUUUCCCAAUCAGACUAACAGGGUAUCUGACCUCCUGCCGGUCAGUGCCCUCGUUAGUCCAGCAGCCCACCCACAAAACACAAUCAGUAAUACAGCCCACCCACAAUAACUGGCUACUACACCUGGGUAGCGGAGAACUUUGUCCGUGUCCAGGUGCCUCACCAUGGCUGCGUGGGUGACUGGUCAGCGUACUGGGUGGGUUGCUGAGUGGGCAGAGACCAGCGGUACUCUGUCCUGGUGCCAGCACUACCAUGGGAGCAGUCUGGUUGGAGCCUGGUUGCUGGAGGAGAAGACAGACUGUCUCCCCUUUGCCUAAACAGUCCUGCUGCUGGGUGACAGGACCGACUGUCCCUACCCCCGGUGGUGCAUGUGCAGCGACUACUGUCCCAUCUGCACUGUUGUGGAGAUCACUGUCUCCCCUUGGUGGGCUAAGCUGCCGCUGGGGAGAGGGUGUAACAAGCUCCUCUCCCAUACAUACUUCCAGCCGCUGGGGAGAGGGGAUAACAAGCUCCUCUCCCUGACCCACUCUCUGCUGUUGAAGGGGGAGACUGACUGUCUCCCCUUUCAAUAAUUCGUCCUGUUGCUGGGGAGAGGUGAUAACUGGUUCCUCUCCCUGGAACACUCUCUGCUGUUGGAGAGGGGGACCAACUGUCUCCCCUUUUAAUAUAUUGUCCUGCUGCUGGGGAGCGAGACCGACUGUCUCCGCUUCCUGCAGGACACACUGCCGCUGGGGAGGAAGGACGGCACCUUCUGCUCCCUGGAACACACACUGCCGCUGGGGAGGACGGACGACACCUUCAGCUCCCUGGGACACACACUGCCGCUGGGGAGGAAGGACUGCACCUUCAGCUCCCUGGGGUACACACUGCCGCUGGGGAGGAAGGACGACACCUUCAGCUCCCUGGGACACACACUGCCGCUGGGGAGGAAGGACGCACCUUCAGCUCCCUGGGACACACUGCCGCUGGGGAGGAAGGACGACACCUUCAGCUCCCUGGGAUACACACUGCCGCUGGGGAGGAAGGACUGCACCUUCAGCUCCCUGGGAUACACACUGCCGCUGGGGAGGAAGGACACCUUCAGCUCCCUGGGAUACACUGCCGCUGGGGAGGAAGGGCGGCGCCUGGGGAGCUGGGGAGGAAGGACGGUACCUUCAGCUCCCUGGGAUACACACUGCCCUGGGGAGGAAGGACGGUACCUUCAGCUCCCUAGGAUACUGCAGCUGGGGAGGAAGGACGGCACCUUCUGCUCCCUGGGGUACACACUGCCGCUGGGGGGGAGGAAGGACGGCACCUUCGCUCCCUGGGGUACACACUGCCGCUGGGGAGGAAGGACGGCACCUUCUGCUCCCUGGGGUACACCUAUGAGUCCCCGUAACGCACUCUGCCUCCGGAUAGGGCGGCUGAUACCUUUGGCUGGAUCUGCCAUGAACUCCAGGUACUCGUCUACCUGGCUCCUUACGAACUGCACGUAUUUCUCCGGGGGGUUGGGUCCAAAGAAAGCCAGCCGCAUAGCAAACUCUCUGUCAUACUGCUCCUGAGUGUACCUAGGUGCCAUGCUUGCGCUGCUGAAGUUGGCUCUUUUGUCGAUAGGGUCGCUGUACGUGUACUGGCGUUGCCCUCACUUUGUAAUCCAAGGAAUGGUGUUGCCCUGUAGCUGUCUUUCUGGUUGUAGGAACGAUCCCACCGCUGCCACCAAUUGUAACGGACCGUUUCUCUCACAAGGGGAUAAAAUCCGUUUAGGCGAUAAUCCCCUUUCCCAUAGACCAGCAGCUAUUGCAAUCACCAACCUCCCGAACUCCAAACUGUACGAAUCCCCAACUCACGAACAAGAAAUACACGAACUCUGGAAGCAGCCGAACAGGAAAAGCAAUACGAACGGCUUACACUCCUGGCAGUCAGCACACAAUCCAAUUCCCCCAAUAACGAGACGACACUUCGUUUUGAGGGUUAAGCAGAAUCUCCAGAUUUAUUCACACAACCUCCUUUUAAGACAUUCUCCCAUGCAAGGGAGGGAUCCACAACAAUUAGUACCCCAGCCAAUAAUGUACCAGUGACCUCCCACACAUCUCCUCCCCUUAGUGUGACACAUAAUCCCAUUAGUACAGACACAAAUUCCCUGGGAUACUGGAUGUACCCCUAAACAUAGGAAUACCCCUUUAAAUGUUACAUCCCCUGGUAACCCUGAUCUGGGUGAGACACAUAUCCAAAAAUCACCCAGAUCGGACCAGGGGUUCAGGAAUUAUAAAGGGUUAAAGUUUUGACCGACUGCAUGGCAAAAGUAUCCGAAAAUAGUUCCAUGUACUUUGGCCCUGCAGUCGGUCACAGAAAAGGGAAUGAAUCACACGAAUUGCCUGGGUUAUAGAGCUUGGGGAGGAUUCGUAUGAAUCCCCCUGUUCGUGGGAUCCUUUCUACCGAACGGCGGGCCGUUCGGUAGUUUCUGCACGAAUUGCUGGAAGUCUGGAGGUCUCAGCGGUGUUUGCUUAGUCAAGUGUCCGAUUUUAGUUCCAGACACUCGACGGCAAAACACCGCUGUUCGGGAGUUUAAGAUGGCCGCCGCCACGUGUUCGUUUCCCGAAUGGCGGCCACCCAGAGGACACAACACACAUUACACAUAUUGCCAAUUACCCAUUUGCAACAUUGUUGCAAACGGUAAUUGGAGGCACACUUACUCCCGGGUGGUCUGGUUGUUCGGUAGUUUCACCCAAUAUAAUGAAUGAAGUGAUUCUACCGAACAAUCAGGGGAAUGCUGCAUUCACCUAACACUUUAUACCGAACAUAUACUAUUAAAUACAGCCUGAAUGCAAUUUGCUACACAGUCUUAAAAAGGCAUUAUUCCUAACAGGCAGAAUAUGUUCACGGAUGGCCCUUAAAGGGCCAGUAGCAGCAAUAUAGAAUGUCACAUGCCCAAAUAUUGCAUACAAAAGUACGAAUUCACAAGGGGGCCAUAGUCAGAUGGCAGGAGGCUGGCAACCAGGCUUCUCCAGUGCAUAGUGGCGAGGUUGGUUUCGCCACAAGUGUUAUUUAAUCUUAAAAUGUGUAGACGCUAGAGAUUUUCUUCUGCAUUACUGACUGUCCUGCAUCAGUUUAGCGUGGAAACGUUCACAAGAAUUCUGGUUUCCCUGUAAUGUUGACUCUAUUUGAGCUGUUAAAUUACCAUUAUUAUUAUUAUUAUUAUUAUUAUUAUUAUUAUUAUUAUUAUUAUUAUUAUUACAGUUUACACAUUUUUGGAAAAAUUAAAGAUUUUGUUUUUUAUGAAAACACCUCUUAUUUAAAGGGACACUUUAAGUAUCAUAACUACUACACAUGAUUGUAGUUAUGGAGCAAGGAGUCUCAUUGGUUGGUUUGUUAAAUAAUUAGCAUUUUUCAAAAAGCUGUGUUCUCCAUGCACUUAAAACCUAUCCCAUCUGCUGCCACCAAUUCAUCCAACCAAUUAGGCUACACCCCCCAACACUCACAGACUCAGUGCUCCAAAUGUGUAUCCUUAUUUGUUCUUGGUGGUUAUGGUACUUAAAGGACCGCUAUAUGCACCCAGUCCGCUUCAUCUCAAUGAAGUGGUCUGGGUGCAGUGGCCCUUUGAUGUAAAACAUUGAUGUUUUGUAGAAACCGCUUUGUUUACCUUGAAGGGUUAAAUACACUUCCAGUGGCUGCCAGACUAACAAUAGGAUUGCUUCCUAUGCAACAACGAGUGAAACUGUCAUUAAUUCAAAGCUUUCUUAUGAAAAUUAUUUGAUUGGAGGCAUGAGCAGCACUUAUAGUGUAUGCGUAAUCACGUCCUCAAUGCUUCUCUAUGGAUAGCGUUAAAUUGGACCACCGCCAGGUGAUUGACACCUCUAGGAUGACAUCGUGGGUGGCGGAGCGGGUAGUAGCUCUAAGGGAGUCACUGCACUGGAAAAAGGUAAGUAUCACUUUAGUAAUUAUUUUUAUUGCAGUUGGUGGGGGCUAUAAUGCAAAUAGGGACAUUAUGCUAUGCUGUUCCUCUAAUGUGCCUUUAAGCGUGCUUUAUAAAUGAAGAUGGCUUGAGAUUUCAUUACUGCGCAAUGGGACAACAUAAUGUUUAAUGUGUAAUGUUUUAACAAUGAAUUCUAAAGAACUGAAAACCAAAUUGCAUAAAUCGCCAAGUUGUGAUUUAUAAAUUGGAGAAUUUUUCCAAAUUAUCUAUUGCUAAACACAAUUUGCAAUUCUGUUUUGGCUACACAACAUUUUAUUAUUUAUUGAAUGAACCCCAUUCGUAUCAAACUGUUUUUGGUACAUAUUAUGACAGCUGUUCUGUCUGACCUAUUCUCUGAUUUUGAUUCCUUGUUAUGUAAAUACAUAUCUAAUACUUGCUCACACAGUGCCCCAUUUUAUUGUGUUCAUUUGUGUCACAGUAUACAGUUUGUUUUGUAUGUACAUUUUCGAGUGUAAUAGCUAAACUGCGAUCAAAUGCAGAGAAUAAAUUUUUUUUUUUCUUGGCUAUAUAUCUAUGCUGCGCCUUCAUCAGGCAGAAAUAGUACCCGCAUACCCUAAUGUUACUGGAAAUAAAGUACUUUUGCGUAAGUGGAUUCGGGCAAACCAGCUUGUGUCAAUCAUGGCCACCAACUUAGAACAAGCAUUAUUUAUUAUGUAGAAUUUUCCAUCAGAUUCUAUAGAUUUAUUCACAAUCUUCAGCUUUCUGGGUAUAUUUGCCCAGAAUUUAAUUUUGACCGGGAAAGAAAUGUAUUAUUUGAAGAAAUCUAAUCUAAGUGGUGUUCAGGCGUCCAGAUGUUGCUCCUUACAUAUUGAAUUCUCUCGUGUAUUAUCAAAUUGAAGAAUUUUCUGUUAUCUUUUGUGGUUGUGGGAGUGUGACAUCUUAUCAGUUAGGCAACAUUGUACCAUGUGGAGACCGCUUCAAAAUCUGAAACUCUUUCUGAUGAAGGGGCAAGCAAGAGAGUUUCAUACUUGACCUUUUAAGUGGGAAAGUGGAUAAUUGAGUUGUGAUGUAAUUCAGCCCAGGUUACGAAUGGAAACUUGGCUGAUUAGAGAUGCAUUUAGGACAGGCCAGCUCGUGUAAAUAUAUAAUCCUGGGUGCAGAUACAGGUAAAGGUGUAGUUAGAGUACAUCUCAGGAUAGAAAACAUGUAUUGUAUGUCUGCAAAAUCACUCUGCAUACAUGGUAUUUAACCUCUUAAGGACACGACAUGUGUGACCUGUCAUGAUUCCCUUUUAUUCCAGAAGUUCGGUCCUUAAGGGGUUAAAGCAACAGUCACCCCCUCCUGAAAAUGAGUGUUUGAUAUAGAUAAAAUCUUUAUGAAAUACUUGUUUAAAAUGUUUGGAAUUUCACUAAAAUUCAAAACCAAUCGAGAGAUAUACAGAGACAUAAUAGGGGCCAUCUCUGUAUUUCUGCUCAACCUGACUUUUAGUCCGUCCCGACAGCCACCACCAUUGAUGGCUGCAGGGAAUUUGCUCUGUUUCUGGAGGGUCUGCUGGGAUCCCUCAUAGACCUCAAUGCUGAACUCGCAAGUAAUGUUGGCUCCUGGCACUAUAGAGAAGCUGAGUAAGAAUGCUUGCACUGCCCGCGAGGGACAUGUUUUGGUAAGUAAUCUCACCAUUAUCUGCUCCCCUGCUGGCCACCGGACCACCAGCGAUGAUGUCACGAUUGGGGGACAUUGUGAAUUCAGCAAAGCUGUCAGACUGUGAAAGUGCAGUUGCAACGCAGGUCUGUUGUAUUCUUCUUUGCUAAUAGUUGGUAGGCAGUUAUUUGAAAUGUUGGAAGGUGUUUUAUUCCAUUUACAACCAGACCAAGAGGGACACUUUCAUUUUAGGGGUGUGGGUGUGGGCAGGGGCUGUUCUGAAAAAUUUUAGGUGACUUAAUAAUAAUUUUAUACAACUAAAAUGUGAUUUUAAAAAUAGGAAUGUAUCUUGGUUACACUGACUGACUUCUAAACACAUUUUUUGGAAUAUAACAAAUAUGUUUUAGAAAUUAGAGAGGGUUUUACUUUGGGAUCACAGUAAUAAUUUAAAUCUGUCAUUUUAACCCCUAUGAUAUGAUAUUAUUUAUAUAUAUACAGGGAGUGCAGAAUUAUUAGGCAAGUUGUAUUUUUGAGGAUUAAUUUUAUUAUUGAACAACAACCAUGUUCUCAAUGAACCCAAAAAACUCAUUAAUAUCAAAGCUGAAUAUUUUUGGAAGUAGUUUUUAGUUUGUUUUUAGUUAUAGCUAUGUUAGGGGGAUAUCUGUGUGUGCAGGUGACUAUUACUGUGCAUAAUUAUUAGGCAACUUAACAAAAAACAAAUAUAUACCCAUUUCAAUUAUUUAUUAUUACCAGUGAAACCAAUAUAACAUCUCAACAUUCACAAAUAUACAUUUCCGACAUUCAAAAACAAAACAAAAACAAAUCAGUGACCAAUAUAGCCACCUUUCUUUGCAAGGACACUCAAAAGCCUGCCAUCCAUGGAUUCUGUCAGUGUUUUGAUCUGUUCACCAUCAACAUUGCGUGCAGCAGCAACCACAGCCUCCCAGACACUGUUCAGAGAGGUGUACUGUUUUCCCUCCUUGUAAAUCUCACAUUUGAUGAUGGACCACAGGUUCUCAAUGGGGUUCAGAUCAGGUGAACAAGGAGGCCAUGUCAUUAGAUUUUCUUCUUUUAUACCCUUUCUUGCCAGCCACGCUGUGGAGUACUUGGACGCGUGUGAUGGAGCAUUGUCCUGCAUGAAAAUCAUGUUUUUCUUGAAGGAUGCAGACUUCUUCCUGUACCACUGCUUGAAGAAGGUGUCUUCCAGGAACUGGCAGUAGGACUGGGAGUUGAGCUUGACUCCAUCCUCAACCCGAAAAGGCCCCACAAGCUCAUCUUUGAUGAUACCAGCCCAAACCAGUACUCCACCUCCACCUUGCUGGCGUCUGAGUCGGACUGGAGCUCUCUGCCCUUUACCAAUCCAGCCACGGGCCUAUCCAUCUGGCCCAUCAAGACUCACUCUCAUUUCAUCAGUCCAUAAAACCUUAGAAAAAUCAGUCUUGAGAUAUUUCUUGGCCCAGUCUUGACGUUUCAGCUUGUGUGUCUUGUUCAGUGGUGGUCGUCUUUCAGCCUUUCUUACCUUGGCCAUGUCUCUGAGUAUUGCACACCUUGUGCUUUUGGGCACUCCAGUGAUGUUGCAGCUCUGAAAUAUGGCCAAACUGGUGGCAAGUGGCAUCGUGGCAGCUGCACGCUUGACUUUUCUCAGUUCAUGGGCAGUUAUUUUGCGCCUUGGUUUUUCCACACGCUUCUUGCGACCCUGUUGACUAUUUUGAAUGAAACGCUUGAUUGUUCGAUGAUCACGCUUCAGAAGCUUUGCAAUUUUAAGAGUGCUGCAUCCCUCUGCAAGAUAUCUCACUAUUUUUGACUUUUCUGAGCCUGUCAAGUCCUUCUUUUGACCCAUUUUGCCAAAGGAAAGGAAGUUGCCUAAUAAUUAUGCACACCUGAUAUAGGGUGUUGAUGUCAUUAGACCACACCCCUUCUCAUUACAGAGAUGCACAUCACCUAAUAUGCUUAAUUGGUAGUAGGCUUUCGAGCCUAUACAGCUUGGAGUAAGACAACAUGCAUAACGAGGAUGAUGUGGUCAAAAUACUCAUUUGCCUAAUAAUUCUGCACUCCCUGUAUGUAUGUGUGUAUAUGUAUAUGUAUGUAUGUAUGUAUGUAUAUGUAUAUAUAUGUAUAUAUAUAUAUAUAUAUAUAUAUAUAUGUGUGUUAUUAUUAUUCAGAUCGGCUGUAUAUGAAUGGUUUAGCACCCAGAUCUGUUUAGUUGGCACCUGUUUGCCCACUUGUUCAGAACUCUUGUUGGCAGUGCCAUAUAUGGCAUGUCUGGUGUCCUGGGGUAGAGUCACUUGGCACAGAGCUUCUAAUUAUUUGUUUAUAUAGAAUAUGUGGUUUUGUUCUCGUGUUAAAAACUGGCAGAAUUUGACCAAUAUUUGCAGUUUUUCACACAUUGCUGACUUGUUUUGGAAUUAAUUUUCAAGUCGUGUAAUGUUGCUGCAUUCUUUGGUCUUUAAAGGCGACUGAUAAAUAUUUAUGCAAGUGUGACAUUUUUACCCAGUUAGUCUCUGGCCUCGGAGAUCUAACGAGAGCCUGGUAACCCUGUGACUUUGCCCUCUGUCCACAUUCUUGACUCCGUGCAGUUAAGAGUAGAUUAACUGAUUUUAACUAUGAAUGCAUUUUACUUAAUUAAAGAGGAACCAUCACUUUACUCCUUUCAAGAAAACAUAGAAAAUCAGGUAGAACAGGCGCUAACAGAUUUUCAUGUGAUGCACCGAUUUAUUUAUUUUUUUGUCAGAUUUAUAUUAAAGAUUUAGACAGGGCGACUGUUUCAAAUCAGUAAGACACAGAAACACAGUUGUUUCUUUUUUUGUUUUUUCACACAGUACAUAUACAUAUUUGUUAACUAUAGGGAAAAUCCAAGUUUAAUAAUAUUGAAAAUCUAAGUUCUUUCCUCUGGUUUUUUUUUUUUUCUCGCAUUUUUCUUACGAAGUAAAGCUAUGUAAUAUGUUUUUAUUAAACACUAUAGUCACGCAGUCUAGACAUAUGCAAUUCGUUUCGGUUCAAAUUUAAAUUUGGACAUUCGGGUGCUUCCGAAGUGCUUCGGAUUUCUGCAAAGUGGCAAAACAGUAGAGGGAGGGAAAAUUAGGGAAAUGAUAACCGGAAUCUAACCCUACCCAUAACCCUAGUAUCUUUGGGGGUUGGGUUUAGGUUGGGGUUUAGGUUAGGCUUAGGGAAUUGCUGAAUUUCGGAAGUCCCGAAUUUCAGAAGUGCCGUGCUGAACCGAACUGAAUUUUUUGCCCAUGCACAUCCCUAACCCAGACCACAUUAUCUUAGUGAGGUGGUCAAUCAUCCCAUCACCUGUGCUGAAGCAGGGAUAUUAUACAUUUCUGGUGUUUUGGUGGGUCCUGUGGACAAGUUGAAAAAAGUUUAGAGAAUACCGGAUUAGACUUAUUUUAAGAAUUGGUGGAGUUCAAGCCACCAGAUGCCGAGCUUGUUAAACUGGUGAGAAGAACGUUUCAAUUGAUGACUGUGGUGACUGGGUAUAUUUUGCACAUUUAUCGAUAAACCUGGUCAAAUACCCUUACAAUCAUUGCAGUGUUAUUUUGUGGCUCCAUAAUGUGCGUUUACUCAGAGCUACUUUCUGAAAUGUUUCAAAUAUAAUUUUGCUGCGAAACACAAGUUAAGGAAUAAACACAUAUUAUAGGAAACUCAAUAUAUUUUCGCGGGCGAAGGUUAUUGUAAUACCCAAGAAAUCUGAUAAUAUAACCUUUUCAGUCAGGGUAUUUGGCUUGUUCUGUAAUUUUCCAUCCUGGGUUCAUUUCUCAUCAACGCAUUACUGCCUUCUGUGCUGGCAGUAGAAUUCGCCAUCCAGGGCACAAUUAAUUAUGUGCGCCUGCUCUGUUGCAAACUACCUUUUAUCCUUCAGCUGUGUUUACUGUCCUGGGAAGCAGAACACAGACACCAGACCUGAUCUUAAUGUUAUUGUUGCACCUGCGGAGAACGCAAUCUGUGGAUCAAAGGACGGGUGCAGAGAGAAGCUGGGAUUUGUUGCUACAUCAGAAUGUGCCCUUUAAAGACCCCAUUGUGUUCUACAGUGCUGUUAGUGUGUCUUUCUUCUUCAUUUGAAUUAAUGUUACUUGUAGUAAGCAUGACAGUCCUGGUUGCACGCACUCUACCUGAAACCUAAAGACUAAAAUUCCCAUUAUCCGGCUUCAGCUAGUUUGUAAGAAUGUAUCUAUGACUUCAUUAACUCCCUGAGUUUAUUUCAGAAAUUAUAGCUGGAGAACAUUCUAAAAAAAAAAAAAAAAUUCAAUGAUUGUAGCUGGAAUAAAUUUAUAAAACGUAUUUUUAUUUUAUAUCCAACUAUAAACUACGAUAAGCAAACUAUCCAUCUCAGUAUGUGGGGAAAAAACAUUUGCUGCAAGUAUACUCCUUGAACAGAAAGGGGUUUUUUUUUGUUUUUUUUUUGUAUAGGACCUCAGUAGACUCACCUAGUACUCAUUGCUUGAUACGAGUCGUCAUAUUCUCGUCUCUCAUUUAUACUGUAUAUUCGAUAUCCAGGUAAUCGACAUUUUCCAGGUGUCUACGUUUUAAAUGGAAACUAUAGGAUGAAACUCUUCUAUUUUUAAUUCCUGAUAUAAAUAUAUAUACUAUUAACAACGACCCUUGCAGAUGCAGCACUUAAUGAGUCUGCCCACAGCUAGAGGCUGGCAACUCCCUAAGCAGGAUCAGACCUAAUGUCUGGAGCAUCUCAUUAUGGUCUAUGGGAUCCGGUCUUCUCCAAUAAAGCCUUGUCAAGCAGGGGUGUGAGGGAUAAUGAGCAGUUCCAUUGCAAUGUCUCUAAACACAUGUUUGCAGGGAGAAUGGUGCUUAGGGUGAGCCUUUAAUAGAAUGUCACUGUCAGUUUGGAUCUGCAGAGCUUGAGCAGCAAUGGCUAGUCUAGAACGGCCGAUGUUUGUGCAAAAAACUUCCCAUGAUGCUCGGACAGUUAUUCCAUCAGUUAUUCUCGGGUUAACCACCAUUCAGCUACAAGUCACAGUUGAUGGUGGCAAUUGAAGAUAUCAACCCUGAUAGACUGGCUAAGAAAAGGUAUUUUGUUUUCUUCCUCUGAAUGUGUCCUGUAAGUUGUGAAGUGGGCCUCCAUGGACCGGGUUGGUUGCUCCAGCACAUCCCACAGAGGCUCAUAGAAUAAUAGUCUGGGGAAUUUGGAAUCCAAGGCAACAACGUUAACUGUUUGUCAUCUUCCCCAAACUGUUCCUGACCCUUUUCUCGCAGUGUGGCAGGAUUCGCUACACUGCUGAAUAAGACCAUUGCCAUGAAGGGGUGUACAUAGUCUGCAUAAAUCUCUGGGUAGGUGAUAUGUGUCAAAGUAACAUCCACAUGAAUGGCAGGACCCAAGUUUUCCCAGCAGAACAUCGCCCAGAGCAUAAUACUGCAUAUGCUGGCUUGUCUUUUUUUACAUCCUGCUGCCAUCUCUUCCCCAAGUAAACACACCUGCACCUACCCAUCCACCCGUUCUAAAAGAAGAUUUGAUUCAUCAGACCAGGCUAGUCCAGUUCUGAUGCUCUCAUCCACAUUGAAGGCGCUUUCAGCAAUGGACAAUUGUCAUCGUUCAGACUCUGACCCGUCUGCAGCUACACAGCCACGUACGCUGCAAACUGUGUGUUCUGACUCCUUUCUACAAUGGCCAAAAUAAGUUGUUUGUCUUUUUGUUUUUCAUCAAUUUCAGCUACAGUAGCUAAUCUGUGUGAUAGGACCAUAUGGCUAGCCUUCACUUCCCACAACCUUUACUCCCUUGGGUGCCCAUGACCCGGACACCGGUUCACUGGUUGUCCUUCCUUGCACCACUUUUAGUAGGUACUAAUUUUCACCUGCCUAUUUUUUCUGUUUCCAACAGAUGAAAUCCAAGAACUGACUGUUCACUUAUUGCCUAAUAUAUCCCACCCGUUGACAGGUGCCAUUAUAACCGUAUUAUCAAUGUUAUUCUCUUCACCUGUCUGGUUUUAUUGUGGCUGAUCAGUGUUCGAUCUAUAUCACAGUGUAAAAUAAGCUUGGGUUAGUAAUUACAGUGUAUCCAGAAAGGGAUUGCCAGAUGGGUAAUUCAUAACUUCAAUGCAAUAAUUCCAGAACGCAUCACAUCGAAUUGUAGAAUAGUUAGAACUUAAUAAUUGGAGGACAAGUUGUGGAGUAAGACCUCUAUAUUCUGCUACAGUCAGAGGGGUUAAUAGGAUAACACAGAUAAGGCAACCAGUGAGAAAGUCCUCUAAAGAUUGCAACUAGGGCGAGACCAGAAUAUAGUAAGAUAAAUGUGUUUUGUAUUUAUUUAUUCGAGAUAUGGAGUUUGGUGGAUGUUGUGUACAUUUUUAGUGGAUGAGGAGUGCAAUGGUUCGAAAUAACUGUAAAGGAUACCAGAAGACUGCUGACAGAGGGAUGAGGUGUUGGGUUCGCCUGCAGCGGAAUUCAAACACUGUGCCAGCUUAUCUGUGCUUCACUAUCUAGAUAAGAGAUGACUGUCCAUCAGGAUUCAACACGCGCAUGAAGACUGUGCAUGGUUUAUCUAGGCUUUUUUUAAUGUGGAAAUAUUUCAGCUAUUCCAUUUAUUUUAAAAAUUCCACUGCAGAAAGCGAUCUUGUCCAACCUUAUGUAGUAUUUUAUUUCCUUUGCUAGAAUGUUGAUGUAUUAUAAACUGGGAUUAUCUGGAGUGUUAAUUAUUGCUCAAUUAUAUUUAUACCUCCAUAUAUUUAGUGCUUAUAUUAUUGAUAAACCUCCAGUUAUUUCAGCUAAUGCCAAGCUGAGUCGGUGCAUUUUUUUUUUUUUUUCUUUCUAAGCUAGUUACAUGCAUCUUAUUUCAUUUACAUCUAUUUACGUUUUCCAACUAUAAAAGGCAACAGUUGGAAUUGCGAUGUUCCUGAUUAAUGUACAAAUCAUAAUAAAUUAAUUGCGGAAGCUGCUGUAUAGAUUUUAUUGUAUAAUAUUUUGAUACUUUGCCGUGUGUGUGGGGCUCACCUCUAGUACUCAAAUAAUUAAACUGUCACUUUACCAUAAAAAUGACCUAAUGCCAAUAGUUUGAGAAUACCUGCAACGAGAAACAGUGUAUCCGUGUGUGGUCGAUGUACGUCUGUGUUGUCCCUUGUACACUAGUUUCUCCUACAAUAUCAUUGUCCUAUCAUUGCUAAUUGAUACAAAGACAAAGUAUGCAGUCAUGAAACAGGAAUUUUCUUUCAGUGGUAUACUUUGCAAGUUACACGCAAUUUGCACAGCGUAUUAAAACCUCUGAUAAAAUUGAUGUACAGCUAUUCUAGCUUAGUGCACCACCCACAAUCUAUUUUAUGUUCUGAAGCAUUAUUAUUAUUACUUUUAUGAAAACUCUUUCUAGAGCAUCAAUAUCCUAGUUAUUAAUUAAAAACACUGCUAUAUCACACAGUAUAUAUUACGUAGUACGGUUAGCCAUUCUCCAGUUAAUGAUCAGAUCACCUGGCCUUGACAUGUCAGACUCUGAAUGCCUUGCAUGCUUCACCCAAUUUGUCUUUAUGUGUGUGUUUUUGUAUUUUUUUUAUUUUUUUUUCUUGUUCAGAGCGAGAAAAAGACAGUGGUUAUAGUGAUCGCCAUCGAUGUUCAUAUGGAGGUAUUCAAAAGCACUAAAAAGGCUUUUGCGGCUUUUCAAAUGCUUCCCUCUGUGUGUAGCCCCGAAGCUCUCAUCAACCUCCCUCGGUCUGUUAUGAUGAGAGCUUAUUGUCCAUCAAUACAGAUUGCCCAAUAUAUGCAUGAACUUUAUGGUUAACACCUGAAAAUGUAACCUCUACUGACCAUUUGCUGAAAUUCAAUAAUACUACCUGGCUACUUUUCCCAAUGCUAUAUUAACUUGUUUUAUAAGGCUUUUGGUUUUAAAGAAGUUAAAUAUAAGAUCUCCAUCUUUUCUUAUCCAGUGGCAAACCCAGGGUGCCCUGACCAUAUUCUCCAUCACAGCUCUGUGAAGUCACACUUUUGGGAAACCCCUAGGUCACCUGUACAUCAAUAUAUAUAACCCACAUGAGCUUACAGGAAGUUGAUUUUCUCGAAUCAGUGUUGUGAGGUAACCAACCGAAAGAUGGCCGCCUAAUUAACUAAUCUGCCCUUUUCUUACAAAAUAGUGGCAGGUUUUGGUAUCUGGUGGUGGUUUAUUUUUGUUUGUGUUUUUAAAAAAAAUUUUUUCAAUAUUUCAAACUGAUUGCACUCCCAGUAAAAAAAUUAUUUAUUUAUUUAUUUAUUUUUUUUUUAUUUUUUUUUUUUUUUAAAUAGCAUGGUACAAGAGAGGUACAAAAUUAUAUGAUUCUCAGACUAUCAUUCAUAAAUAGGGACACUUGGGAGGUAUUAUAAAGCAUACUGAGGGCAGGGCCGGUGCUAGGAUUUUUGACUACACAGGCGAAGAUGCAUUUUGACGCCCCCCUCAAAAAAAAACAAUGCAUCUUCACCUCUGUGUCUCGUAGCCCCCUUUUGAAUUUCUUACCCCCAUUAGUGUUGCAUAUCCACUCUCUUGAAUGUCUUACCCCUUUGGCCCCUUUGUGCCUUACACCCCCCUUUAGUGCGUCUCCUACAACCCCUCUUAUGUAUUUCUUACUUCCCCGCCAGCCCCUUUCUGUCUCUUUCUUCCCUCCAAUCCCUAUCUAUCUCUCUUUUUCUCCCACAUAGACAUAGAUACAGGCAAAAAUACAUACAUGCACAAAUACACAAACAUACAGACACACAAACCAUACAAGCACACAGACAUAAUUUUUCAGGCACACAGUCACAAAGAUAUACAGACACACAGUCAUAAAAGGCACACAAACAAACACAGUCAUACAAUCUACACAUACAAGUACAUUGUCGUACAAACACAGACAUACAUUCAUACAGACACAGGCACUCACAGAAAUACAUACACAGACAUAAAGAAACAGAGAUAGGCAUACAGAGACAUACAUACACAGACAAACAAAGAACCCUGCACACUGACACUGUGUAAAUGCUCCGGCCAUCUACAGAGGUGGAUGCUCCAUGUCAGGCAGACAUUGCUGGAUCCACCAGUAAAGUCUUCAAAAGGAAUAAACGCAGGCAACACUCCAAUAGUAAGGAUGGUAUAUUUAUUGGUAGAUGAACCACCCCAUAGAAAGUGUGAUGUUUCAGCUCAUGCAAUAAGGCUCUGCUGAGCCGAAACGACGCACUUUCUUUGGGGUGGUUCACCUAUCAAUAAAUAUACCAUCCUUACUAUUGGAGUGUUGCCUGCGUUUAUUCCUUUUGAAUACAUUUACACAGUCAUACAGAGACAUACAUGGUGUAUGUCUCUGUAUGACGGUCUGUGUAUGUACACAGGAUGGCUAAAAGAUAGACCCCCAUCUGUCGUGCAACUUCAACAAUGCUUUGAAAGCUGGGGCUCUACCGAUUCCCCAUGCUUGCAGGAUUGUAUUUAGCAUGGAGCAGUAUUUGUGUGUUUGACUGUAAGCAUGUGUUUGUAUGGAGUAUGUUUGUAUGAUUGUAGCGGUGUGUUUGUAUGUAGUGUUUGCAUUUGAAUGCAAGCAUGCAUUUAUGUGUAGUGUUGGUUUUUGAACGUAGGUGUGUGUUUAUAUAUAAUUUUGGUGUCUGAUACAGAGGUGUGUUUGUAUGUAGUGUUGACAUUUGAAUGCAGGGGUGUGUUUGUAUGUAGUGUUGACGUUUGCAUGCAGGUGUUUAUUUGUGUGUAGUGUUGUGUUUGAAUGCUGAGAUAUAUGCACAUAUACACAUACACUGCCACACACGCACACACUGUGAUACACAUAUACAAAGAUACACACACUGACACAUGCAGAUAUACAUAUACACAAACUGAUACACAUUCAGAUAGACACACAGGUACACACAAACACUGACAGACAUACAGAUAAACACACAGUGACAGACACACAUACACAAUGAUAGGGAAGAAGACAUACUAACAGACAGACACACACACUAACAGACAUUUAGAUACACACAGACACACGGACAGAGACAUAUACAUACACACACACACUGACAGACAUGGAUACACACACACACUGACAGACAUAGAUACACACACACACACACACACUGACAGACACACACACACACUGACAGACAUAGAUACACACACACUCACUGACAGACAUAUACACACACACUGACAGACAGACAUAUAUACACACACACACACUGACAUAUACACACACACACACUGACAGACAUACACACACACUGACAGACAUAUAUACACACACACACACUGACAGACAGAUACACACACACUGACAGACAUAUACACACACAGACACACUGACAGACAUACACACACACACUGACAGACAUAGAUACACAGACACACUGACAGACAUACACACACACACACUGACAGACAUAUACACACACACUGACAGACAUAUACACACACAGACACACAUAGAUGCACACAGACACACUGACAGACAUAUACACACACACUGACAGACAUAUACACACACAGACACACUGACAGACAUAUACACACACACUGACAGAGAUACACACACACACUGACAGACAUAGAUACACACACACUGACCAACAGGUUCAGAAGGGGGGCUUACCUGGGAUCCAAAGUGCUGCCUGAGGUAGUUGGGAGUUGGAGGAGCUGGUCCUGCCCAGCCCCCUCCUCUCUGCCUUCUGCUGCCCUAGUCUUGUUGGGAGGACUUCCUCCCAUGCUGAUUAGAAGGGGGCCCGUAGCUCCGCCCCUGCUGGGCGCCAGCCGCGCUGUGUGCUACAGAGGGAGCAGGGAUAUGACGUUCAUAUCCCCGCCCCCUCCACACAGUCCGCGGCACUGCAGGGUGGCGCUCGGCCACGCUACAAGAAGUGACCGGCAGGAGAGGGGAGCGGUGCGCUUCUCUCCUGCCGGCCACCCGGACAUUUGCGCCCCCGGGCCGGUGCGCCCUAAGGCGGCCGCCUGUGCCGCCUUAUGGACGCGCCGGCCCUGACUGAGGGACACAUACCCUUUUCAAGCUGGUUUUAUGAAUGGCAAGUCUCUGGCUAGUGUGUCAGCUGGCAGCUCUCAGCCAAUCAACAUGCCCCUCCCCAAUGUUGCCUGAAGGGUUUCCAGAAAUUGAGCAAACAGAAGGACACAGAGAUUCAGUGCUGGAACAUCGAUUUGGGGGUUAAACCCUAAAAAGGAGUCUCCUAGCACCAUAACUUAAUUUUGCUGAAGUUGCUAUGGUGCCCAGAGUGUUCCUUUAAGGGGAGAGAGGGCACUCUUGUAACUAUACUUUCCCUAGUUUCAGGAUAUUCUAUUACAGCUGUUCUAUCCCAUAGCCAGGGCCGGCGCGUCCAUAAGGCGGCACAGGCGGCCGCCUUAGGGCGCACCGGCCCGGGGGCGCAAAUGUCCGGGUGGCCGGCAGGAGAGAAGCGCACCGCUCCCCUCUCCUGCCGGUCACUUCUUGUAGCGUGGCCGAGCGCCACCCUGCAGUGCCGCGGACUGUGUGGAGGGGGCGGGGAUAUGAACGUCAUAUCCCUGCUCCCUCUGUAGCACACAGCGCGGCUGGCGCCCAGCAGGGGCGGAGCUACGGGCCCCCUUCUAAUCAGCAUGGGAGGAAGUCCUCCCAACAAGACUAGGGCAGCAGAAGGCAGAGAGGAGGGGGCUGGGCAGGACCAGCUCCUCCAACUCCCAACUACCUCAGGCAGCACUUUGGAUCCCAGGUAAGCCCCCCUUCUGAACCUGUUGGUCAGUGUGUCUGUGUGUAUAUAUGUCUGUCAGUGUGUGUGUAUAUGUCUGUCAGUGUGUGUGUAUAUGUCUGUCAGUGUGUCUGUGUGUGUAUAUGUCUGUCAGUGUGUGUGUAUAUGUCUGUCAGUGUGUCUGUGUGCAUCUAUGUGUGUCUGUGUGUGUAUAUGUCUGUCAGUGUGUGUGUAUAUGUCUGUCAGUGUGUGUGUGUGUAUGUCUGUCAGUGUGUCUGUGUAUCUAUGUCUGUCAGUGUGUGUGUGUAUGUCUGUCAGUGUGUCUGUGUGUGUAUAUGUCUGUCAGUGUGUGUGUAUCUGUCUGUCAGUGUGUGUGUGUGUAUAUAUGUCUGUCAGUGUGUGUGUAUGUCUGUCAGUGUGUGUGUGUGUAUAUGUCAGUGUGUGUGUGUGUAUAUAUGUCUGUCUGUCAGUGUGUGUGUAUAUGUCUGUCAGUGAGUGUGUGUGUAUCUAUGUCUGUCAGUGUGUGUGUGUGUCUGUCAGUGUGUGUGUGUGUAUCUAUGUCUGUCAGUGUGUGUGUGUAUCCAUGUCUGUCAGUGUGUGUGUGUAUGUAUAUGUCUCUGUCCGUGUGUCUGUGUGUAUCUAAAUGUCUGUUAGUGUGUGUGUCUGUCUGUUAGUAUGUCUUCUUCCCUAUCAUUGUGUAUGUGUGUCUGUCACUGUGUGUUUAUCUGUAUGUCUGUCAGUGUUUGUGUGUACCUGUGUGUCUAUCUGAAUGUGUAUCAGUUUGUGUAUAUGUAUAUCUGCAUGUGUCAGUGUGUGUAUCUUUGUAUAUGUGUAUCACAGUGUGUGCGUGUGUGGCAGUGUAUGUGUAUAUGUGCAUAUAUCUCAGCAUUCAAACACAACACUACACACAAAUAAACACCUGCAUGCAAACGUCAACACUACAUACAAACACACCCCUGCAUUCAAAUGUCAACACUACAUACAAACACACCUCUGUAUCAGACACCAAAAUUAUAUAUAAACACACACCUGCGUUCAAAAACCAACACUACACAUAAAUACAUGCUUGCAUUCAAAUGCAAACACUACAUACAAACACACCGCUACAAUCAUACAAACAUACUCCAUACAAACACAUGCUUACAGUCAAACACACAAAUACUGCUCCAUGCUAAAUACAAUCCUGCAAGCAUGGGGAAUCGGUAGAGCCCCAGCUUUCAAAGCAUUGUUGAAGUUGCACGACAGAUGGGGGUCUAUCUUUUAGCCAUCCUGUGUACAUACACAGACCGUCAUACAGAGACAUACACCAUGUAUGUCUCUGUAUGACUGUGUAAAUGUAUUCAAAAGGAAUAAACGCAGGCAACACUCCAAUAGUAAGGAUGGUAUAUUUAUUGAUAGGUGAACCACCCCAAAGAAAGUGCGUUGUUUCGGCUCAGCAGAGCCUUAUUGCAUGAGCUGAAACAUCACACUUUCUAUGGGGUGGUUCAUCUACCAAUAAAUAUACCAUCCUUACUAUUGGAGUGUUGCCUGCGUUUAUUCCUUUUGAAGACUUUACUGGUGGAUCCAGCAAUGUCUGCCUGACAUGGAGCAUCCACCUCUGUAGAUGGCCGGAGCAUUUACACAGUGUCAGUGUGCAGGGUUCUUUGUUUGUCUGUGUAUGUAUGUCUCUGUAUGCCUAUCUCUGUUUCUUUAUGUCUGUGUAUGUAUUUCUGUGAGUGCCUGUGUCUGUAUGAAUGUAUGUCUGUGUUUGUACGACAAUGUACUUGUAUGUGUAGAUUGUAUGACUGUGUUUGUUUGUGUGCCUUUUAUGACUGUGUGUCUGUAUAUCUUUGUGACUGUGUGCCUGAAAAAUUAUGUCUGUGUGCUUGUAUGGUUGUGUGUCUGUAUGUUUGUGUAUUUGUGCAUGUAUGUAUUUUUGCCUGUAUCUAUGUCUAUGUGGGAGAAAAAGAGAGAUAGAUAGGGAUUGGAGGGAAGAAAGAGACAGAAAGGGGCUGGCGGGGAAGUAAGAAAUACAUAAGAGGGGUUGUAGGAGACACACUAAAGGGGGGUGUAAGGCACAAAGGGGCCAAAGGGGUAAGACAUUCAAGAGAGUGGAUAUGCAACACUAAUGGGGGUAAGAAAUUCAAAAGGGGGCUACGAGACACAGAGGUGAAGAUGCAUUGUUUAUUUAUUUUUGGGGGGGGGGGGGCGUCAAAAUGCAUCUUCGCCUGUGUAGUCAAAAAUCCUAGCACCGGCCCUGCCCAUAGCUCUCUGGGAGGAACUAUUGGUCAAUAAUUUAGCAAAUGGGAACGAAAUGAGAAGUAUUGCUGCGUAAACAUUUUAGGAUCAGGAUGUAUAAAGGUUAUUAAUCCAGCUGUGCACGGCACUAAAUCCAGGCAAUGUGCCUAUUCUUUUAUGUAAAAAGCCAGCAGGACUGUAUUAUCUCUGGCUUUGUUUAAAGUGAUCAGGCUCUGACCGUUUACACAGUUGGAUUGUAGAGAACCACUUCUGGAACACUAACAUAACUCGUGUUCUCACCCCAAUGAGGGCGCGAGCGGCCAAACAAAAGAUUUUAUCUACAGCGCUCGCUCUGGCCAGAGAGCUCCAGCUAUUAUUAAUGGCUGAUAUUGCCUGUCGUUCAGUUCUGAAUAGUUAAAUUGAUUGUAUAAAUGACUAACACGCUAAAAAAUAAAACUAUUUUACUCUGCACACACGCACAAAAAAGGAAAAGGCUGCUAUUGUAUAAACAUUCUCAAAAUAUCUACCUGGUUAAAAAAAAAAAGUGUCAGAGUAAUUUUUAUAUUUAUUAUAUUUUAAGAAGUCCUAAUAAUCUUAGUUUGUAUUUAUAACUGAUAUUAUAUUCGGAUUUAAAAAGUAGUGGGUGAAAUUUUAUUUUUUUUAUUUUUUUUUUCUCAGUUAUUUUUGCCAAAAAUUAUUUUGUCAUGUCUUCAUCUAAACAUAUAUAAUUGCAUGUCAUUCUUGGUUGUAUAUAAUAAAAUUGUGACAUCCUAUAUAAAUGUUAAAGACUUUAGAUGGUCAUUUCCUGAAGUGAGUACACCGGUUAAAAAUAAAAUAUUCCGUUAUAAAAAUGUCAGAGGUUCCUGUUUAAAAUCUUUUGCGGAGUUCUAUCGGCAAUUUGUGAACCUUUCCUCUAGAUGUUUAGCUAGCAGUGACUCAUUUGACUUAUAUACUCCAUAAUUCCCUUCAGUGAGCUUAGAUUACAUUUUAAUACUGCGCCGGUAUGAGCUAAAUCCCACCAGCUAGAGAGCCAUAUGUUCUCGGUCUGUUUAAUCUAUCCUUUAUGACAAAUGAGCAGUCUGAAGCAGCAUAAUACUGCAGUGGUUCUGGUACAGCGACGUUACCGUACCCCAUUUUUAAAAAGAAUAUUUGGGAAUGGCAUGAAAAACCCAAAGCCAACUUCACCACGCUGAAUAUAAACCUCUAAAUUAUCCCUAACUUGGAUAAUUAUGACAGGCUGAGAUCCCCAGAUUUUGUCAAACUGCUCCUAAUUGGUUUGACAAAAUCGCACCAUUAUUUGGCGCCACACACCGGUUAAUCCAUUUGUUGUCAAAUGGCAGCCAUGUUGUGUCUCGGGUUGGCAAUGGCCUGCAAUAUAAUGGCACCAAAACAACAUUAUUUUAUCAAAAUUAUGUCAACUUCAGGUAUGUAUACAUAUCAUCAUCUAUGGUUACCAGAAAAUUUAUAGAUUAAAAGAUAUGUUUCCUUUCCUGCUCCUCCGAUAUGGCCAUUACUACGAAUGCUAGUUCAAGCCUAUGGUGAUCCUUCUUAUAAUUCACCGUCAUAUGGGGACUGACUGAUACCUAGCAUGUUAAGUCGUUAUAUUUACUAGACAAUGUCCUGCGCUCAAACUCCCAUCACUCCUGGGCGCCAGCAACGACCAUAGUGCACAUCAGCACUAGAAAAGUUACCUGUGCUCUUCCCAAAUCCCUAUGUGUAUUUAAACACAUGGAGGUUUUACAGUUACUCCAAUGGCCAUGAGAGACUUUAGCCCACCUGCCACGUCAAGGCAAGACUCUCAGGUGUGUCCUAGACUAACCUUUCACCUUGCUUCCUUGAGCUUCUGGCAAAGAUAUCUCUGAGACAGAGAGGGGUAUUUUUUAUAUACACCCCUAUAUACUUAUUGACCCCUAAUAAGGAACACAUGGGAUGGGCGGCAGCAUUGUAACAUAGCUGUGUGAUACAAAAGUGAAUGCAAAGACAAAAAACAGGUCAUGCACUCAAACUCCCAUCACUCCUAGGCGGCAGCAACGACCAUAGUACACAUCAGCCCCAAUACAUACAGUAAAAACCAAAGACAGCUCUUUGACUGUACAUUUGCUAAUUGUUUCAGAAUGUUGAGAUAUAAUUAGCAGGAUAUUAAAACAAGGCACAAUGUCAUUUGAAGAGUAUCCGAGGGAACGAGAGGGGACUCCCUGCCUUGACUCAGGAUAGUCGUAUAUACGCCAGAUGUGAGCAUCAGCUGUAGCAAAAAAUUAAAAACAGAGUGGGGAAAAAAGUAGAAAGUUCUGCAAUGAAACCACACGGAAUGGACAGAUUGUCACAUUCUUAUUCUUCGAAUGCUGACCGAGGAAGUGUUCUGGAUAAGAGAAGGGAAGUGUUAGAGGCAGGGCGGACAUUCGUUCAUGUGAUCUCAGAGCCCUGACCUUUCCGUAUCAGUAACCUUGGGAUUCGAGUGAUUGAUUGGAUUUUGAUUUCUUUAAUUCUAAAUAGCUCGAACUUGUUCGUUUUAUUUUUAUUUUUUUAACCAGCCAAUGCUGUGCUUUAAUAAAACCUGCUUCAAGUUAACAUUCUAUUAAAUACCACUAAUGGUUUAAAUUAGAAGUCAGUUUUAAUAAUUUAUUUUAUGAACAUUAAAACCAGAUUGUUUGUUUGAUUAUGGAGGUCUGUUCUGUGGGUAGAGCUGUUUUUAUUUGUAUUCAUACAGUAUAUCCAAAGUUAGAAUGGGAAAAAAAAUGUGUGUGUAUAUGUAAUUUUAGUGAAAUCGUUAAACUAGGAUUAAGAUUUUGUUGUUUUGUCUCCUUAAAAUGCAUUUGAUUUCUGUGACUUAAUUUCAUCCAUAUAACCAGUUUAACAAUCUCUUAACCGGAAAUUCAGCCAAAAAGCAUAUGCCGUACACAUUGAAAUGUUUCAUUUUUAAUGUUUGAAGUUGCAUCAAAAUCAGAUUGCAGGGCGCAAUCAUGUUUUCUGUUAACCUUUUCUGCUAAUAUCAGAUCCAGAACCUUCUAGGACCCCUUUAGGGUCUCCAGCCGCUGGCAACACCCCCUCACCCCUUGUAACGCCCGAAUAUUGCAGGAAAGUUUAGGUCAGCGGUGUCAGGAGCUGAAGACCCAACUUUGGGGUUAAACAAUUGCAAUAUUAAAUGAGCUUAAAGGGAUAACCCAGACCCCUACAGCACAUAAGCUUUAAUGUUUUAAUUUAUUUUCAUUUUACAAAAACCUCAGUAAAUAGAAUCUGGCACGUUUAUAAAUUAACCUUGUUACACCCCUCCCCAGGCUGUCAAUCAGACAGCUGGUCCUGUUACUUCCUGGUUUGAUUAGCUCAGUGGAGCUAAACUCAAGAGGCAACAAUUGCCCAGAGCACCUGCCUUGCAAAGACUUCUCAUUAAGCUGCAAUGCGAAGUCUAUGAUCUGCAUCUUCUACAAGUAUUUUUAUUUAUUUUUUAUUUACCCCCAAUGAAAAUAUUGCAUAAUUAAAGGCAUGCUUGUUUUCAUUUAGACUGUAUCUUCUAAACCGGGAUUUUUAUUUAUUCAGUGGAGUGUCCCUUUAAGUUGCUGUGGGGGUGGUAGUGUUUCUUUUAAUAAAAAUAUUUUACCAUAUUUAAAUGUCUAACCUGACUUAUUUGGUGCAUUUUGCCAACACUUCUUUUAUAACCCAAGAUGACUUGGUUAGCAUAGCUACGAUCUGAAGCAGUUUGCCAAAUCCUUUUUCAUGAUGAGGGAAAAUACUUUUAUGGAUUCUAACAUCUGCUUUAAACAAGAAAUGGACAAGAUCUCUCAGCCAAUCUAUGGCCUUCCAUUGCAUGUCCUGUAUUAACUGUAAUGUGUCUGGACUAAAAAGAGUGUCGGAAAGAAAGGCAUAUGAGUAAAGUUAGAAAACUCCCGCUCCCCGGUUCACACACUUAUUUUCUUACCAAUAAUUUUGAAGGUUAUUCCAAUAUUUCUGUAAAUAUUGUUUACUCAUUAUAAAUGGUAAUAAUUUGGAAAUGUCCUGAUUCAUUUUUUAUCUUCUUUUUAUUUCCUAGGCUAUGAUUUCGCUGCUGUUCUUGAAUGGUUCGCUGAGAGAGUUGAUCGAAUUAUUCUCCUCUUUGAUGCCCAUAAACUGGAUAUCUCAGACGAGUUCUCAGAAGUCAUCAAAGCCCUUAAGAACCAUGAAGACAAAAUGCGCGUCGUCCUUAAUAAAGCCGACCAGAUUGAGACCCAGCAACUGAUGAGAGUUUACGGUGCACUUAUGUGGUCUUUGGGAAAGAUUGUGAACACUCCAGAGGUGAUCAGAGUCUACAUUGGGUCGUUUUGGUCUCACCCGCUUCUCAUUCCUGACAAUCGCAAACUCUUUGAGGCUGAAGAGCAAGAUCUGUUUAGAGAUAUUCAAAGUCUUCCACGAAAUGCUGCCCUAAGGAAACUUAACGACCUGAUAAAGAGAGCACGCCUCGCUAAGGUAAGGCGAAUCACCGGUCUGAGGGCCGCACAUUAAUAUUUUUACCAAUUGGAAGUUUAACUAUGUACUAGUUCUCAAAAUCAUAACAAGAAUUGCUUACAAAGACUCAAAUGGUCUCUUCAAGGUGCAUUUUAUAACACAUUUUAAGCACCUAUAUGGCAGAUGUUUUUUCAAGGCAUCCUUAAAGGGAUUUGCCAAACCAAAACCUUUGUCAUAAUUAGUUUUAACCCCUUCAGCCCCAUGGGAGGGGGGCCCCGAGGGACAGGGUAGGACCUAUUAACUCUAUAGUGCCAGGAAAACUGCUUUUUUUUUUUUUUUUUUCUGGCACUACAGGAUCCCUUUAAGCAUGUUGUGUCUUCAGUUGGCUUUCCAAAGCUAAUUAAUUUGGUGUCUGGAAAUAGUCAAAGGAAUAUGGAAUUACUUGUGUUGUAACGCAACAUAUAUUUCUAUUUUUACACGUCUGUUCCAAAAAUAUACCUCGUAUAUUUGGAUGCUACAAACUAAAAUAUAAAUAAGAUCAAGUUGCCGUUUUCAGCAGCGAGAAAGCAGAUGUGACCGGCACUAGUGACAUUAUUAGUCAAUUCCAAAAGUAUAAUGUAAACAAACCUAAAACAUACUUCUUUCAACACUUAAACACUUUAAAACGUAUAUGUACAAACAGACAAAAAAUGUUUUCCCAAAAUAGCAUCCUUUCUAAACGAAUGAUGGGUGAAUUGGUGUCAAUCAGAAGUGCAUGAUCAGGAAAUCAGCGAGAUUCUGUUGAUUAGGGAGUAAGGUCAAAAAUUCACGGGGGGGGGGUAUGAGGGCUGUUUAAUUUUUUUUUCUUGUAUAAAUAGUAACGUCAAAUAGCUGCUAUUUUUAAAAUAUUUUGACUUGUUGGAGCUUAUGCACAUUACCCAUUAUUUGUGUUUGGUAUUUCCUGAAUACAUUACUAAAUUCAGCCUUUCGUGAUGAUCUCACCCCUUCAGUUAGUUGCUGGAAGAUGUUUAAUAAUAAAUUAGACAGUGUCAUAUCAUUAUUGUGGUGCAUAUGUGUAUUAAAUAUUCAUAUGCCCUUAUAUUGACUCCAUUACCUUGAUUCAACUGUAAUUGAAUUAAAUGCAUAACACACCAGUUUGUAGUAGGUUUAAGAUUAUUACAAAAAAAAUAAUAAUUAAUUAGAAAAGAUUUAUAGACCUCAGUUGUAUUGUUAUGCAUCAUCAACACCUAUGUUAACAAGGAUACAAGUAAAACUUUAAACAUUGUCGAAAGAACAUGACGGUUAAAACAUACGUUCUGAUUACAGACCGCAAUAUGUAAAUGGUCCACACUGCAAAGCAGUUUUAGUUGCAAAUAAAAAAAAUUAUAUGAGCACCCUUGACAAUGGGGAGCUAGUUUAAGUGCAAGGAUGUUUGGCCAAAUCAUUUGUCUAUAGUGCAAAUCCUCAAAGUACAUCGUUUGAGCCAGGCUGUGCUUGUAUGAGUCCACUCGAUCCAGAUAUUGCUUUCACAAAGAAUCUUGGACCCAUAUUUGUACUAAUUUAAUAAUCAGCUGUUGAUGGAGACAGAACAGCUCUGAGCUGUCAGGAAGGAAUAGCUAGCCGAUAAUAAAUAAUUAGGGUUAUUUGCUUUCCAUAGUGGCCCUAUAUGAGUGAUUAUGUUGUGCAUAUUUCAUAAAUCAAAGGGAAUCCAAAAAAAUCUCUCUAAAUGUCAAUUUUAGAUAAAAGGUUAGAUUAUCAGUUGAUAAACAAGUAGAAUCUAGCAUUGCCUGUAUGAUCUACAAAAUAUUUUGUACAAAAAUAACUUUUCCUGAAAAUCCUUGUAUUUUUCUAAGCAAAUUUUUAUGCUGUGAUAUCAGUUAUGUGCCUCAAAAAUGAGUUUCUAGCCUCUCAAGGCAAGUCUCUUGACAUGAAUUUUAAGCAUUAAUUAGCAGGUUAUUAAUCUGCAAUAUUUAUUCUGUCUUAAUCGAAGGUCCAUGCGUACAUCAUCAGUUCUCUGAAGAAGGAAAUGCCAUCAGUGUUUGGCAAAGACAAUAAGAAGAAGGAGCUGAUUGCUAGUUUGGGAGAGAUUUAUUCCCGAAUUGAGCGAGAGCACCAGAUUUCUCCAGGCGACUUUCCAAACUUAAAGAAGAUGCAGGUACGGCUUAACGAUUCCUAUCCUUGUUAAUGUUUCAUUGCUGUUCUUCCUCACUAUCCACAAAUAAUAUUUGUUUUCUAAGCUGUAAUUCCAUCUGAGUGUAUGGAAUUGAUGUAGGAACUUGUGCUUUAGUGCAAUAAAAAGAACAGGCUAGACCCAGCUAUAGAUUAAACCAUCCAAAAAUAGAAUGCCUAUUUACCGUGGGAUGGAGACAGGGAUACUCCUAAUGCCAUAACCUUUAAGAUAUCGUUAGUGGUUAUAAUGCCCAGAUUGUCCUUUAAAGAUUAGAAAGGUUCCAUACCGUAUUCACUCAGUUCCUUUAGUGUGCACAUACUCAGAGUACACUCACACCUCCAGGUAGUCCGCAUUGGCUCUAUUCAAGCCUGGCCCAGGUAUGGCUUAAUGUACAAAAUAGUUGGCUACAUGACAGACCUGAUACUCCAUUUCAUAUUGAGGAAUACAGGCAGAGGAGACCAUAGUGUGUUCUUGAAACUGUGCAUGCAGUGUUAUCACUAUUUUAUAUUGCAAGUCUAAAGCUUGAGAAAGGGAGGUUCUACCGAAAGCUUGUCUUUCAAAUAUUCUGUUGGUCCAAUAAAAAAGGUAUUACAUGAUACUUAUUUAAUCUGUUAUUUUACUUCUGCAUCACUGGACCAAUACAGUUACAAUCUCUACAUGAAAGUAUGUAUGUAUGUAUAUGUGUGUGUGUGUGUGUGUGUGUGUGUAUUAUGUAUGUAUGUGUGUGUGUGUGUGUGUGUGUGUGUGUAUAUAUAUAUAUAUAUAUAUAUAUAUAUAUAUAUAUAUAUAUAUAUAUAUAUAUAUAUAUAUAUAUAUAUAUAUUUAUAUUUAUAUUUUUUUUGACAUUUUACAUUAGAGAUACAAUGAAUCUGGUUCAGAAUAUGUUUGACACAAUGGUACUAUCAGGGUUAUUAACUAGAGUGAGAAUUCAAAGUGUAUUGCAAAUUAUACACCAAAGUAAUUGAGCUGAGAGCAUAAACCAUCUUAGAGAAUCUGUAUAUUGUAGCAACAUUUCUUUUCCUUUAACUUUGAAAUUCACUUUGAAUUCUCCCUUUAGUGAAUAACUCUCUGAAUUAAAAUAAAUUAAUUUAUAUAUUAAUUUAAUGAGCGAAGCUCCGCUCCAAGCACCAUAGCAACCUAUGCUCCUUGCAUACAUGGUAUUGAAAGGAGUUCCCCUGUCAGUGUUACCCCGUGUGUGUGUGUGUGUGUGUGUGUGUGUGUGUGUGUGUAUGUAUAUAUAUACUUGCCUUAUAACAGCAAUUUGGAAAAAUAAAUUCUACCUCUAUAUGAGAGAGAUCAUUGUCUGGCACGUGUACACUGUGUGUGUAUACUGGCAUUCCAUGGUCUGUUCACAUUAAGUGUGUUGGAAUCUAAAUAAACUACUUUAGUGACCGUCGCCAAAUACAUUUUAUGUUUAGAGAUUUUAUUUACGAAAGAUGGAGAUUGCUGCUAGGCAACAAUAUAAUUAAUUUGAUUAAUACAUAUACAACAGUCAGAGAAUAAAAUAUUCUGGCUAUAAAAUUCUUGGAUAGUUCCCUAAAAUAAACAAAGCAAAACUGGAAGACUUGUUUUCUCGUUUACAAAUGAAAGGCACUUUGCCAUAGACUGUGUUAAAAAUAGAUGCCGGGUUCUCUCUGCGCUGUUCUUAUAAACCUCAUGGUUUGUACUGUCACAUUACAUUUGUCAUUUCAAUAAUCGCUUCACACGCCUGUGGGAUUGUAGAAUGUCUUUAUUAAAAUCGAAUAUUUCAUAUAUUUAUACAUAUGUUCCUCUCCAAAAGUCUGUAUUUGCUCUGGUAUUCAAAAAAAAAUAAAAAAUUAUUUAGAGACAAAUUCUCUUCAUAUCCCAUCAAGUCUUUGUCCAAGUUUCCUCGAUCAUUUUUUCAGUUGUAUCAACCAUCGCAAGAAAAAAUAGGGUGGCAUAUUAGAGGCGAUAUGUAUGCCUGUUAGUGAAAUUAGGAAGUCUUAACCUGCAAGUUGUCAUAUACGCCUCUUAUGCUUCUCACAGUGGGAAAAUCCCUAUCCGCAGCAAAACAAUAUUUGGAUUCUUAUUAAAAUUGUAUUGCUCAUAAAAUGCUCUACGUCUUACAGGUGGCAUUAUGCUCAAGAUAAAGAUAUUGGGUAGUUUUAAAAUAGUCUUUUGAAAACAGGAUAGUUCAGUUCCAUCCCUGGCAAAUGGCCAAGUGCUUCGAGGUAAAAGUUAAAAUUGUUUAUAGUCGUGAAGCACGGUGUUACAGUAUAUCACAAUCACAUGGUCUGAUAUUUUCAUCCUCCUGAUACUUAAUGUUUAGAAAUGAAAUCACUCCAAGUAGAAUGGUGAACUUUAGAGGUGUCUUUGCCUUGACCCUUUGUGAUGUAAGAAGAUCAGAUUUGUUUGCUCCAAAAAUUGGUUGGCUACUGUUUGUUGGGAAGGAUCUUACAGCCACAUUCAAUAGAUUAACAGAAUCGGACAAAAGAUUAUGAAUACUCAUUUAGGCUCUGUUAGCUGCAGCAGUGUCUGGUAAUCUGUCCAACCAGGAGACUCCUGGAUACAAUUCUAAUGUAUCCAGGUAUGAGUGUCACCUAUGGAACCUAUUUUGUAGCAACAUAACUUAAUGUGUUCCAACUGUCUCUUCCCAUGUUUCAGUCUUGCUCAGCGGCAAGCGUACGGAGCUUCCAGCUACAGAUCAAAUAAUGAUGCAGUUACUGUGGCAUAGCCAGUGGGUUUUGGAAAGUAUGGCCUCAAUCUCAUUUUAUUGUAUAAUCGUUAUCAAUAUGUUAAGUUGCCAGUGAGCUGUUAACAAUGGCAUAAUGAUCGAAAUCCCGGUCCGAUCUUUUUCAACAGCUUUUACCAUUAUCUGGUCAGCAAAAGAGGAAGCCCUAUUGCUUAAGUUAAACAUUCAAACAAUCAUUCCCCAGAGGAUUUAUCAACACAUUGUAACAUUAUUUUUCUCUUGUUGCAUUCAACAACCAAACGUACUUUAUAAAUUACAAGCCAUACUUUUCAACAAAUUACAGAAUACCCCAAUUGUCUAAACUAACAAUGUGAAAUACACACUACAUACAGCUCUGUACAUCUAUGAAUUUGAUGUCCAAAACAUACACAAAUAAAAAUGUUUCUCUUUUGAUUAAAAAGUUGUUUAAAUUUAGAAACCUUUGUGAAAUGCAGUAUUGUGAUCAAGGAUUUAAUCUGUUAACAAGCAAAAGAUUACUAAUUGUUUAUACAGCUUCAGCUUCUAAAUGAUGUUUAUUACUAGGCUGCUUUUUAAAUGCUAUAGUAUAUAAUCUAUUUUGUCACAAACUACUGUGAUUUACAUUGAUUUCUAAAUGCAUGCACCAUCAAUGGUUCUGGAUUUAAGAAAUCCCAGCCUUCUUCCAGAGGGUGUACAGAUAAAACAUUUGGAGGGAUCACUUCGGGACCCAUGAGGACUCUGUUGGCUAGUAAAUUAACACUAUUUUUCUUGGUCUUUCUUUCAGGAUCUUUUGCAAUCACAAGACUUCAACAAGUUCCAGCCACUGAAGAGUAAACUCCUGGAGACUGUGGAUGAAAUGCUAUCUCAUGACAUUGCUCAUCUGAUGGUCCUGGUUAGGCAAGAAGAGACUCAAAAACCAGUUCAAAUGGUCAAAGGUGGUGCAUUUGAGGGUACCCAGAAUGGGCCGUUUGGGCAUGGAUAUGGAGAAGGAGCUGGAGAAGGCAUUGAUGAUGCUGACUGGGUAGUGUCAAGAGAUAAGCCCAUGUAUGAUGAAAUCUUUUACACAUUAUCUCCUGUCAAUGGAAAAGUCACUGGUGCCAAUGCCAAGAGAGAAAUGGUGAAGUCCAAGCUGCCCAACACCGUGCUGGGCAAGAUUUGGAAGCUUGCAGACAUCGACAAAGAUGGACUGCUGGACGAUGAGGAGUUUGCUUUAGCCAAUCAUCUUAUCAAGGUCAAACUAGAAGGUCAUGAGCUACCAAACGACCUACCAUAUCAUCUCCUUCCACCAUCUAAAAGAAAAGUUCCAGAGUAAAUGGGGAAAGAAAAACAAAUAAUGAAAUCACAAAAUUGAAAGAGGGAUACAUGUGUUUACCUAAGUUAUACAUUUAAUGUGAGCAAGGCCUGCUGUGGCAUUUUCAGUUAGACCCACUCACAUAUUAAAAUCCUAAAACCAAAUCUAUUCUUGCAUUAACCGCUUAACAAGAAGUUAAUUUAAGUGUUUUCAGCUUCUUACAUGUACUAAAAAGGGAACAACUUAUUCGAGAAAGUUAAGAUAAAAAGACAAGACUCUCCAUUUUCUUUCUUCGUGAUGUAUCAUGCAUCUUUUUUUUUCUUUUUAAAGUAAAAAAAAAAACCCUUUUUUUGUGAUGCUUUCUGAAUACCUCAUUGUAUUGUUAUGCAAACACAUGCGGAGUCUAUUGCCGACUGUUAAAUUUCAGAGAUUUAUUGUAUGUGUUCUACUGAAUUACUAUAAGGAAAAUGCUCGUGUGUGUGUGUAAUUUAACUGAAAUUCUCAUGUGCAUCUUGUGAUCUGUAAUCAAGAUAUCAGUAUUUUUUUUUCCCUGUUAUAUUGUUCAUUAUAUCUUUAUAAUACAUGGAAUCAGAUUAACAGUAGGCUGGUAAACCAGUAUUUUAUACAGUUUGCUUUUCUAACAAUUUCAAUGAAACCCACAAAUACUCCAUGCACAUUUCCUAUGAAAUACCUACAUAAUUUUAAACUUGUGUCCCAGUAUAUUUUUUUAUUUGCCUCUUUUUGAACAGCAGACCUAAAAAAAAAAGUGACAAAUUUUGUGGAGUGCAGCAGUGGUUGAAGAUCGAUUUUCAACCUAGGGAAGAAGAAAGUGAUCAUGGUGUUUGCAGAAUUAAUGUAUUCCUUCUUGUAGUAAUUGGAUCCUUUAUCUUGGUCUUGAUAUCUUGUACUUGUCAGUACAUUGGAGGACGUGUUUAUGUUCUAGUGGGUAAGUGUUGGUGUAGUCUAAGAGGUGCUGCUAAAACCAGACUUGUGAUGGGGCAAAGCAGUUACCAAUGAAAGCAAGUUGGACCGCAGUCGGAGAGGUCCACAGAUAGUGUAUGCAAGUGGUAUUUUAAUUUGAUAGUUAUGCGUAUAUAUAACUUAUUUUAUAAAUAAAUUGCUAAAAUAUC
Molecule: messenger RNA, 45735 nt
Organism: Pelobates cultripes (western spadefoot toad)
Lineage: Eukaryota; Metazoa; Chordata; Amphibia; Anura; Pelobatidae
Source: the annotation of a GenBank genome assembly